Sycon ciliatum is the source of this 48548-nucleotide messenger RNA. RefSeq lists its product as uncharacterized. The transcript is spliced from 9 exons. The record is from RefSeq and is a predicted model, not a curated record. NCBI's taxonomy places the organism in Eukaryota, Metazoa, Porifera, Calcarea, Leucosolenida, Sycettidae. Gene Ontology annotation, molecular function: hormone activity. Bases 535 to 48021 code for a protein of 15828 amino acids.
GAGGCUGAGCGGCCGGCGGUCUUGCUCCAGUUUACGACCAUUCGCAACCGAUGAUUGUUCGGUUGGAAGAGUUUUUCUUGUCUUUCAAGUGACGAAGGCCUCUCUGACGGCCCAGUGAGACGAGGAAACCCCUCCCCUGGUUCCGAAUAUCACCAUUCGAGAUAGCGACGACGCGACAAGGCCAGCCUUAUCCAGGAGGCGUUCUGACAGAGGUGAAAUCAUUGACAAGGCGCGCACUGGCAACGGUGCGAGCUGCUAACAACACUCAACAGCCUCCUUUUACCGACGCCUUCUCGUUGGCAAUCGCUCGGUGGUAGCAGCACUAGCUAGUGUUUGCAAGUGCUCAACUGUUUGCUGGUGAGCGACAGCUACUCGCCUGGUGCGGUAGCAAAUCGCUGCUGAGCGUAUUGACCAGCCAGGCGACAUUCGUGUGGUGUUCGCACACGGUCGUCUCGGCUCACCGACCACCCUUUUCUCAUCCCCCCAUUCGACGGCCGCGCAAUUCGCGCGUGACUACAACGCAACGGAUCGGCAAUGCCGCACCGGUUACUCUCCCAGUCGCUAACCAUGACGAAGGUACGCUCGCCUACCGGACAACUCACCAGCUGCUGGAUACUGAUUCUGACCGUUAUCUUGCUCGUAGCGGGGCCCGCGCGUGGCCAGCUGCCGCUCAGCAAGAACGGUUGGGACCUGUUCAUGGACACUGGGCGCAUUGUCAUACGGCCACAAGACGCUCAACAACUACAGCUGGGCAGCUUCGACUGCACGGCAUUCACCAUACAGAACCGUGAAAACGCAGACGUGAUCAACGCAGAUGUACAGCGGCACAGACUGAGCGCGCCAUGCUCACCGAGAUUGCUGGACGCCGUAACGGUGGAGAUGACAAUGAAUACGCUGGACUUGGAUGCCGUCAAGCUCAACCAAGGUCUGGCCACCGGGCAGGACGGCACGACGACGUUCCUCUCCGUGCGUGCAAACAGCGGCAUUGUGGACGUCACCAAGGGCUCACUGGAGUCUGUUCCGAGCAGUGCUGGACGUGUGGGUAAUCUAUUCCAGGACAGCAUCGCUCCGGCGGUGAUCUCCUUCCAGCUGUUCGACUUGGACAGCGGUGAGCUGAGUCUGGUGUUUGACGAGCCCGUGAAUCUUCUCGGAGCGCUAAACGUAUCGGCCAGCGCGCCCAGUCUGCGACUGCAGCAUCACGUCACCUCGCUGGACAGUCUGGAGUACUUUGACGUGCGUCAGGUCACACCGAUCACCGGCAACGGACGCAACGUCACCGUGCGUCUGUCCGACGGCGAGCUCAACCGGCUGAAGCUGAUGCGACGUGUGUGCUCAUCCAUUGCCGACUGCUGGAUCACGCUGUCAGAGUUCUUCGUGGCCGACAUGGCCGGCAAUCGCAUGAGUCCGCUGUCGAACGGCGUGACGUCGCUGUCUCGUUUGCUGAGCAGCUUCAUCGUCGACGACAGUGGUCCGGUGUUGCAGACGUCCAGCAUUAACUUCAACAAUGGCAUGCUCGUGCUGAGCUUCAACGAACCCAUUGACAGCGCUAGCAUCUCGCCGUCAGCUAUUUCAGUGAUGUCCGCGCCCAAUGCCAAUACGUCGUCUGCCCUGCACCAUCGGCAGCUCACUGGCGGACGAGUGUUGAGCGGCGAUGGACAGCGACUCUCACUGCUCCUGGAUGCGGCUGAUCUCAACGCCCUAAAGAGCAGCGAUCUGCUGGCCACUGAUCGCAACAACACCUAUCUUUCAAUCAACGGUAGCUUGGCGAGUGAUCUGGCACUUACGGCAAACCCCGUCAGGACUAUUUCCGUGGCAAACGCCUCCAAAAUCACGACGUACACCGGUGACACUGUGCCACCGCAGGUCAGUGCGUUCACUAUAGACUUUGAGCGGAGUCGCAUCGUCAUCACUUGGGACGAGCCAAUCCGCCCGUCGCGCACCAGCAUGCAGCUCCUGGCCCUACGAUCGUCUCAGGCGCUCACCGCCGAAUCGCACGUAUUCUCUACGGACGGCGGCCUGUCACGCAAUCCCCCUCCGGACGGCGUUCUCUCGUUGAGUUUCAACCUGAGCACGGUGGACCUGACCCAGGUCAAACUGAACACGGAGCUGGCGCAGAACCAGGACAACACGUUUCUCUGGAGCAUCGCCGACGGUGCCACGCACGACAUGCGCAACAACCCGAUGGAUGCCAUCCCUGCCGGCUCGGCCAUCAAGGCCACCAUGUACAUUGUGAGCCGCAAGCAGCCGCGUCUGGACCGCUACUCGCUGGAUCUCAACACUGGUUUGCUGAACAUGACGUUCGACGACGCCAUCAAUGGCUCGAGCUUCCGGCCAGAUACGGUGACGUUGCAGAACGCGCCGCAGGUUUCCGUCACCGACGCUCAAUCGCGUUACACGUUCAGCGCAUUGACGUACACACGCACAGCCAUCGACUUCACGCUGGUCGUCAACAUUGCUCGUUUCGACCUCGACGAGCUGAAGAAGCUGCGUGCACUGGCACGCAACACCUCCACUACCUACCUGAUCAUGACCGCGAAUGUUAUCGAUGAUAUCUUCGAGACCGAUGCCAUUGCCAUUACGAACGGCCGGGCACAGCAAGUCAAUCAGUUUGUGGAGGAUACCACUCGGCCGCGGGUUUCGUCCACUAUGCUGGAUAUGGACGCUGGCCGCCUGCUCCUGAGCCUGACGGAAACGGUCGACCUGUUGACGCUCGAUACGAGGGUGAUACGAAUCCAGUCGAGCGCGUCUUCACCGACUGCCACGCACAGCAUUGGUGUGCAGGGUGUUCUCUUGUCAACAGGUGAUGCCGGUUCCGAUAUCAAUUUCCUCCUGUCACAGUCCGACCUGUUUGCGCUGCAGCGCAACCGCGGCCUGGCCACGGAUAAAGCCAACACCUUCCUGGCCUGGUCAAGCGCUCUGGCGGCCGACGUCGACGGAAAUGCUCUCGUGGCACAGUCCGGCGGCCAAGCUCACCCGGUGGAUCUGUACAUUGCAGACACAACCAAGCCCAACAUUAUCAGCUACGAUCUCGAUAUGGAUCAGACGGGCCUGCUUGCGUUGACGUUUGACGAGACAGUGGCUGCUGCAUCAUUCCAGGUCCAGCACCUUCGACUGGUGAACGCGGAGACGGGCUUCACGUCGUUCUACGUGCCGGGCCUGUCCAGCUUCUCAUCCACGGAGGACAGCAACAUCGUCCAAGUGGUCCUGUCCAACACGACUGCCAAGCAAGACCUGGACAACAUCAAGGCUCGGUCCACUCUGGCAACGAAUAAACUGGACACGUACCUUCAGGCGUUUGAGCCCACCGUGAAGGACAUGGCCGGCAACAAUCUGACACGGCUGCUCUCCCUGCCCACCAUUGAGUCGCUGGCCGCGCUGCAGGUGCAUAACUACACGCGCGAUCAGAUUCGGCCGGAGUUCCUCGCCUGCACGCUGAACAUGGCUCUGGGCCAGCUGUCCAUGAGCUUCUCGGAGACAAUGGAUGCCGACAUGCUGAAUCCAACACAGAUUUCCAUUCACGACACCUCGCUGGAUCCCGGCGUUAGGUACACGUUUCAGCAGUCCAGCAUGGCCGUGGACACAGACGCCACCACCGUGGUGCUGCAGAUGUCACAGAGCGACUCCGACGCCCUGAAGCUGCGCCCGCAGCUGGCAAUCAACGGCUUCACGUCGUACAUAUCGCUCGGCAGCCCGGCGGCUCGCGACAUGGCUGGCAACCUGAUCAUAGAUAACCCGCAGGCGGGCAGCCGACGACAGUCGUGCACGUUCAUACCGGAUACGGUGUCACCGCGGAUCACGCGCUUCAGCGUCGACCUGAACCAUCGCACGCUCAAUCUGACAUUUUCCGAGGCCGUCGACGCAAACUCACUCAGCGUCGGCGGUCUGGUGCUGCACGAGCGAGAGCUGGUACCCAAAGUGGCGGUCCCGCUCACUUUCACGUCCACCUCCGGCAGUACUGACGGCACUGAGGUUGUGAUCAACCUGUCGGACAGUGAUUUUAAUCGCAUCACGGCCGAGACGCAAGUGGCCACUGAGAGACCGGACACGGCGCUUUCGGCCACGGCCGGUGUCAUCCGCGAUCUGAACAAUAACCCGCUGCAGACGAUCAAUGAGUCGUAUGCACUGCUGGUAGCUAUACACACGGCCGAUAUGAUGUCACCCACGCUGGAUUCUUACGACACCGACUUCAACACGGGCACGCUUACGCUGUCAUUCUCCGAGAGUGUCAACCUGACCGCUUUCCAGCCGUCUCAGCUGACGCUACUGGAUCAGAACACCUCCGCCACCACUCCGUUCAGGCUAACCGGCGGAACGAGUCGGUUUGUGAUCGGCUCAACCACCAACAUACUUGUCACGCUGUCCAGCGUCGAUCUGAACGCUGUCAAAGCGCGGCGUAGUCUCGCGACAGCCCGCAGCAACACGUACAUCAGUGCCACACCGACUGCUAUCCUCGACAUGAACUCCAACAUGCUCGUGGUGGUUCCGCCGUACGACGCGCAGCAAACCAAAAACUACAAGUCCGACCAGACAAACCCGAAUCUGGACUCCUUCCGUCUGGAUCUGGAUGCCGGACAGCUGACGUUGGUCUUCGAUGAAACGGUCAACACGACAUCAUUUGAUGUGCAGCAGCUUAGGUUCCAGAAUACCGGAAGCUUUAGCACUGUUUCGUACACACUAACAAACGCCACACAGUUGACGCCUUCGGUCCGCUACAGAACCGACCUUCCAUUGCUUCUCUCUACUGGUGACUUGAACGAGAUCAAGAGGCUAUCCCUUUGCACAUCAAUUGCCGACUGCUCUGUCGCUCUCAAUCUUGCACCGCAGGCUUUCCUGAUUGCCGACAUGUCCGACAAUGACAUCAACACCAUUGCCGUUACAUCAGCAAAAAGCAUUGCCUCUGACGGCUUCACUGCUGACACUACAGCGCCUGUUCUGUCCAGCUUCACUGAGUUUGACCUGAAUAGCGGCCGUGUGACUCUUCUGUUCGACGAGACCGUUCUGGCGGCCAGCGUGUUCGAGGAGUCCAUGCUGCUCUAUAGCAAUUUCUCGUCCAUCUCUUCUAGCGUGGGCAUCACCGGGGGUACACACUCGGUUGCGGACUCGACGUCCAUCACGAUUUCGCUGACGACCGACGACCUCAAUGCCAUCAAGUUGGACAUUGGUCUGUGCGUGGACCGGGCGUCGUGCGUGAUCCGCUUCAACUCCAGCCUUCUGACCGACAUGAACAGUGUGUUUGUGGUGGCUGUCGAGCCGGCCAGCGGCACUGGUGCAACAUACACGCCUGUCAGCUUUGUACGCGACACAACACCUCCAGUUCUCCAAUCGUUCACUCUCGACUUGAACACCGAUGUGCUGGAGUUGUCGUUCGACGAGGUCGUGCGGUUAAGUUCUCUUGAUAUUGGUGCCAUCACCAUACAGCAGACCCGCUCCGGGCUGGGUCACGGCCAGGCGGUCAGGCUCUUCUCGACCAGAAACCCGGCAUCGCGCAGCGCCGACGGCCUCAGCGUGUCCGUCAACAUCUCCCUGGAGAACGCCAACGCCCUGAAAGCCAUGUUUGCCAUGGCGACGGACGUCACGAACACUUGGCUGACCCACGACACGCAGCUCGUAACCGACGUCAGCGGAGUGGCCAUUGCUGCACGCAUUAGUCCCAGCAGGUCUCUUCAAGCAUCACACGUGGAGCAAGACCGCACAUCACCACACGCUCUGGCCUUUACACACUACAACCUGGACAACAACACAAUUCGUAUUCUGUUCGACGAGCCUGUUGACACCGCAUCGCUGAAGUACAGCCAGCUGGUGCUGCUGAGUGAGCCACUGCACAACAUGACAAACACGUCUGUGUUCCGACCUGUCAGGUUGUCGCUGAGUGGUGGCACCCCAAGCUACAUCAACACCGCUGACAAGCUGGAAGUGGAGAUCUUGCUCACCCGGCAGGAUGCAAGAGACAUCAAACUCUCCGACGUUCUGGCAGGUAAUAUUUCACAUCUGCUAGUGAGCAAAGACGCAGUUAGGGAUCCAGCAAGCAAUGUCAUCGAGGCGAGCAACUUCUCCUAUCUGCUACAGCCGGGUGGUUUCUUUGUGGAUCACACGGCACCACGCCUGGAAGGAUUUGUCUUCGAUGCCAACGUAUCCCAGCUGGUAUUGACUUUCUCCGAUCUCGUCGACUCCAGUUCUGUGGAUGCGAGCACGCUCCAGCUGCACUCGGAUGCGUUCGGUAAUGACUCGCUGUCACUGAAGAAGUUGACUGCUCCGAGCCCAGCAGCAGGGUACGAUUACGACAUAUCCAUACCGAUUUCCAGGGAAGACCUCAUCGCUGUGCAAGUACUGAUGAACAUGGCCACUGGCACGGACAAUACCUUUGUCAGCUUCAACGGCACCAUGGCGACAGACUUCGAUGGGCGCUAUGUGGACAGCGUGUCUGCUGUCUUGCCGUUUCAAGCUACCGACUUUGUCCCGGACACCAUUACACCGCGGGCGGUGGCGUUCGAUAUAGACCUGAACACUGCACCUACGCUCACUGUGUUCUUCGACGAAGCAGUGAACCCACUGAGGUUUGUGCCUUCGCGACUUACUCUCCAGCAGAGAAACAGUAGCACUGCUGACCUACCGCUUACCACGGCUAAGUACUCAUUGAUCAACAGCCAGCCGUCGCAGAACACUUCCUUUGACACUGCCAUCGCUGUCGAGCUGUCGGACUACGACACGAAUCGUAUCAAAGCCACACGCAACUUAGCGACGAGUGGCAACGACACCUAUCUACUGGCGGCGUACGGCAUGAUUGCGGACACGUUCAACAAUCCGUCUGCGGCUGUCCUUGACGGUCUGGCCUUGGCUGCCCAGAACUACACCGAAGACGCCAUCGAUCCGGUCGUGCUGUCAUUCGUGAUGGACUUGGACGUGGGGCAGAUCCAGAUCACGUUCAGUGAAGCCGUUGAUCCGCGUUCGUUGAACUUCGCCGGCGUUGAAUUGCAAAAUCAGGAGACCCGAACCAACCUGACGGCGGUCAUUGGCCUGGAAAAUGGAACGGUGGCAGUGUCACUGCAACGCGAACUCAGCACAAUCGUGGGCAUACAACUAACACAGGCCGAUCGGAGCAAGCUGACACGCUCGACCUACCCGAUCGGACGCAGCGUCGAGACGUCAUACCUGUACUUGUCUGACGAUGCGUUCGCGGAUUUCGCCGGCAAUCCAGUUGUCGGCCUGAACGCCAGCGCUGCCCUGAAACCGACAGCGUACCUGGAAGAUCUGAGCUGCGAGGCAACGCCGGUGAAUCGCUACACUGGCGACAUGACAGCGCCACAGCUGCGCAACUUCAGCACCGACAUGACUCUCGGCCAGCUGACGCUCUACUUCACCGAGACCAUCCAGCGCGACACGUUCAACCUGACCUCGCUGAUCCUGGCCGACUCGCUGAUCACGCCCGAUCAGGAGUACCGCAUUCAGUACGCCGGCUCUGUCAGCAAUGUCGGCGUCAACUCUGACUCUCUGACCGUCACACUGGACGAGCGCGAUCUCAACAUCAUCAAGAACUUCGUACCGCGUCUGUUCGACAAGCUCAGCACAGCGUUCAUCAGGAUAGCUCCCAGCUCUGUUCUGGACAUGGCGUUCAAUCGAGCACAGCGCGCUACCGUUCAGACGAACGUGUUUGAGCCGGAUCGCGGCAGGCCUGUCCUGACGUCGUUUGAGCUGGACCUGAACACAAACCUGUUGAACCUGACGUUCAACGAAGUCAUAGAGACGACCUCCUUCCAGGCCAGCGCAAUCACACUGCAGGGCGCCCCAAUGCCGUCCGUCAACAUCAGCCUAACGGGCUCCGUCGCUCGAGUACGCAGUGCGGACGGAUUGUCUCUGUCGAUCACUCUGCUGACCGACGAUGCCAAUCGCCUGAAGCAGACCCCAGGCUUGGCCACCAUUGUCAACAACACGUACCUAUCGCACACGGCGUCGAUGAUUUCGGACGUUGUGGUUGCACCAGCACCGAACAGCGUCCAGCCUAGAAACAGCUCCAAUGCCUUACGCGCCAGCGCCUUUGCGCGCGAUGCCACUGCUCCGCAGAUCACCAGCUUCGACGUGUUCGACCUGAACGCGGGCCAGUUUGACGUUACGUACGACGAGCCCGUCAUGCUCGCCUCCGUCGUGCCAAGCAGCUUCACCAUACAGUCGUCGGCGACGAGUAAUGCUACUCGACUUCGCCUGAGCGGUGGAACGGCGUCGUAUGUAACACUAUCUGACCUGCGGCAAGUGCGCAUCAAGCUGAACAGCGCUGAUCUCUUCAUACUGAAGUCGCAGCUGCAGAAAAGCGUCAAGUACGGCUCGGCGCAGACCAACACGUUCCUGUCGGCGUUUGCGAACACGUCUCAGGACAUGUUUGGCAACGCUGCCCUGCCAGUCAGCAGUUUCUCCGCUCGUGGUCUCCUGAGCCACGUUCCGGACACGACGGGCGCCAAGCCAAUCGACUGCAUCAUCGACCUGACCAACGGGACGUUCUCCGUGCGCUUCGACGACGUUGUGGUGCAAAACUCCUUCGAUCCGACGUUCAUCCGCCUGCAGAAUGAUCGUCUUCUGCUGGUGGCGGACUCCUAUCAGCUGGCAGGCCGAGCGGACCUGCCCGCGGCCACAACCUACUCCGUACAGUUCUCACUGGACAAGGUCGGUGAUCAACGUACUGUUAGCGAUCUCGAUGAGAUCAAGUACCUGCGACGGCUGGCCAGCAGCAAUCUCACAACCUUCAUCUCCACGGCGGCUGACCUGAUCGAGGAUACCAGCAACAAUCCGGCUCGGCCGGUCGUGCAGUCCGAUGCACUGCGCUGCUCGGGUUUCCAUCCGGAUCGCGUUCGACCAAUGCUGGCGGGAUGGAGUCUGGACAUGACGGCUAACAGCAUUCAGCUGACGUUCUCCGAAGUGGUCGACCAGCUUACACUCAACGUGUCUUUCAUUACGCUGCACGGAAGCGACGGCUCCUCACUGCCUGUCACGACGGGUUUGUUCACCAAGCGGCCGAGCUCCGCAUCACGCAUUGUCACCCUCGGCCUCACAAAGGCCGAGCAGGACGCCAUUAAGCGUAACGGCAACCUUGGCACGCGGCGAGGCGACUCCGCCCUGAGCAUCUCUGAGCUGGCGGUGAACGACUACGCUGGCAACAUGCUGCAGAGCGUUGUCGCUCUUCAAGCCCUGACCUACGUGCCCGAUUCGGUGAGCCCUGCACUGCAGAGCUUUCAUCUCGACAUGAACAUCGGCGUGCUGACAUUGAGCUUCAGCGAGGUAGUGGACAGGUCUACACUGACUCCGGCCGGCCUGACUUUACAGAACAUGAUCAGCAACAAUCCCGCGGAGAGGUUUGAGCUGAGAUCCGGUCUUGUUCGUAACAACACCGUGGACGACACAACGCUGGAGCUUGAGAUCGACAUCGACGACUUGAACUUGAUCAAGGCGCUGCGGGCACUGGCUGUCAACAAGACGACCGCGUACAUGGUGAUCACGGACCGUGCCGUGAGAGACACCGUUUCCAACUACACGUCAAACAGUGUUGUGGCCAUACCUCCACUGCGAGCACUGCCCGUGUCUAACUUCACCGAGGACACAACCGCACCGCAGCUAGUGUGGUACGACCUGGAUCUAACGGCCGAGACUCUGACCCUGUCCUUCGACGAGACCGUGCUGGCAACGAGUCUGAUGAUCGAUCGCAUUCUCCUGCAGGACACGCGCACGGCGAACACAUCUUCUGGUAUGUACCAGCUUAGCGCCUACUCCGCAAGUGUACCGUUCGGCAGUCGUCUUCAGACGACCGUGGAUACUACCGUCAUGGUCAUAUCUCUCGGCGCUGAUGACCUCAAUGCUAUCAAACUGGACACAAAGCUGGCGGUGAGCAACGAAACCACCUAUCUCUAUACCAUGGGUAGUCUUAUCGACGACAUGAAUACUAAUGAACUGGACACGGUGCCCGACACCGAUGCCAGGCGUGUCCGCUACUUCACCAGCGACACCCGUGCGCCGACCGUGCUCGGUUUCAAACUGAACCUCACGACGGAGGAGAUGACGAUCACGUUCAGCGAGGUUGUCGACGCUGACAGCCUCGUGGUGCCGAACCUGACGCUGAAUCGUGGCAACAUCGCCGAUCUCAGCAGCGCGUUUCAGCUCACGAACGAUAGCGUUCUGCAAUCCGGUGAUGGCACUGUUCAGGUCAUCCGUCUCGGUACGCUAGACCUGAACGAGAUCAAACGCCUGCAGCUGCUUGCAGUCAGUGCGUCGAGCACGUACCUAGACAUGCCGAGUACAGCGGUCAGCGACAUGAACGGAAACCCAGUGCAGUCUCUUGUGCUGGGUGUGAACGCAUCGCAAGCCGACGACUUCUAUCCGGAUUUGACCAGUCCCGAGCUGGUUAGCUGGAGUAUUGACAUGGAGAACGGACGUCUGCAGAUGGUGUUCAAUGAAACCAUGCUUGCGUCACGCCUGAACGCCACGCUACUGCGCUUAGCAUCAUCCGCCACUGCACCCAUUCAAGAAUGGGUGCUGACGGACCAGAGCCGUGUGAUCCUGUUCAACGACCCCAUCCUGAAUAUACAGCUCUCUGCAUUUGACCUGGAUGAGAUCAAGAAACUAUCCGAACUUGUACAGGACACAAACUCGUCCUUGUUGUCGUUCGUGGAGGACUCGGCUCGCGACAUGAACCAACGUCCGGUUGAGGCUGUCAGGUUUGUGCCUGCGUCUGACGUGAGUCCCGAUGUCUCUGGUCCCGUACUUCAAUCGUUUGAACUGGACAUCAAUCAGGGCACACUCACACUACAGUACAAUGAAACCGUCAGUGCGUCCUCGCUGAUCCAAUCCUACUUCACCAUACUCAGCAACCUGACAAGCAGCACAGUUCAGCUCAGCGGCGGGAGCGUUAUCGAUCCGAACCAAAACAGAAUACGCCUCAACAUGACGCGGGCCGAUCUGAACGCCGUGAAGCUCAUCCGUGCGCUCGGGACCAUGAUGAACAACACGCAGCUCUUGCAGAAUGCCAGCGCCGUGAGCGACAUGCCACCAGAGGAGAACGCAGCGGCUGCUCAGGUUCUGAGCGCGACCAAAGUCACACCGGACACGACGCCACCGUAUCUCGAGUUCUACAGUCUGGACUUGAACGUUGGCUUGCUGAGCUUGUACUUCAGCGAGGUUGUGGACGCACUCUCGCUGAACGCUAGCGGCCUGGCAAUACAGGGAGGUGUGUUCUCGGCGCAGGCUAUUGUGCGUUUCCACCACGCCAACACAUCAAGUAACAAUGACGAAGUGAUCGAGGUGCAGAUCCACCGUGACGAGCUCAACGAUCUGAAGCGCUACACUCACCUGGCCACCAGCAGUGAUGACACGUACCUGACUGUUGACGGCGUGGCUAUCAAAGAUAUGGCUGGCGUUGCUGUGAUGACAAUUCCCAACGGGCUAGCGUACCAGGUCAGCGUCUACACCAACGACAGCACACAGCCGGCACUGCGCUCAUACACACUUGACAUGAACAACGGUCGGUUGGCUCUCAGCUUCCUGGAAACGGUCAACGUCACCAGCCUGGAUUUCCUGAGCAUUGUCCUACAGAGCGCUGGCAACGUGAGCCUGUCUGAUGACGAAUCUCUCUACCAGCUAACAAGUGGACAGCUGGACAGCACACGAGAUUCCACGGAGUUGGUGUUCACACUGACCAAUGACGACCUGAAUGCCAUCAAGGCACGGCGCAUUGCCGACUCGGCCGGCACAACCUACCUGAGCUUUGCCGAGGGAACGCUAAGCGACAUGAACGACCGCGCCAUCAUCGGUGUGUCUAACACGGACGCAAGUCGCAUCGCCAUGACCAGGUACACACCAGACACUAGCUCACCUAGCCUGCUGCACUACAAUCUCAGCAUGGACGCCGGCGAGCUGUCGCUGAGCUUCAACGAGACCGUCGACACGAUGCGAUACCCGUUCAACGUAUCCGCGCUGGUACUGCAGACGUCUGACUCACCGUUGUCCGCUGGAUUUCAGUCGCACCGUCUGCGUUCGUCAGCGGGAACGACUGCUGCAAAGGUUCUGGACACGGUUGUGCUCGUCACCAUCGGGGAGCAAGACUUGAACGAGAUAAAGCGUCUAACAUCAUUAGCCACGGUACGUACCUCUACAUACCUUAUGAUGGGUGAGCGAGCAGUGGCAGACACAAAGGGAAAUCUCGUCGAGCCGUUCAAUGCCACCGAGGCAAGGCUGGUUAACCACUAUUUUCCGGACGUGUCCAGCCCCACCCUGCGAUCGUUCCGCUUGAGCAUGGACGGAUCCUGGCUGGAGCUGUCCGUGUCGGAAACCUUCGACGUGCAAUCGUUGGACGCGUCCAAAAUCACACUCCAGAGUGCGAGCAAUGCUAGCGGAUCCGUCGUCGCGAGCUACACGCUCACGUCGGGCGUUAUCCAGUACAGCGUCUUGCCUGGUCCGCUGGUGAACAUCAGCCUCUCAGACCCGGACAUGAACGAGCUGCGGCGUCUGGUCGGCGAAGGUUUGGUAGUCGACGACAACACAACGUUCAUCUCGUUUCCACCCUCACUGCUGAGCGAUUAUGACAGCAAUCCUGUCACAGAGGUCAGUACGGACGAUGCUGUUCAAGUUCUGGAGUUCUUCACGGACACGACCAAUCCUACGCUCUUCUCCUAUGAGCUGGACUUGACAGCAGAAACACUGACACUAUCGUUCAGCGAGACUGUGCUGGCUAUAUCGCUCACACCUCACAGUUUCUUGUUCUUAAACAACGCUACCGACGCCAGCGACUUCCUACCGGUGACCAGCGGCGGCACGAACAGUACGGACAGUACGACACUGGUCUUGGAGCUCACAGAGUACGAUCUCAACAUAGCCAAGCAGAAGACUAGCCUGAUGACGGCGGAAAGCAACACGUACCUGUCGUUCGCGGACAGCGCCGUCACUGAUAUGUACAACAAUUCCAUCGUUCCUGUGUCGACGUUACCGGCACGGCGAGUUGUCAGCGGGGGAUUCACGGCGGAUAGGGUGCGACCAGUUCUGCGUGAUUUCACGUUGGACAUGGACGGCACUCCGCGGCUAUUCUUGAGCUUUACCGAGACGAUAAACGCUUCGUCCGUCAAGCCAGACCAGUUCACCAUACAGCAGGCAGGCGUGUCCACCGACGGCAUUGAUCUCACAGGUGGAACUGUCCUGGAUCCGACGUACAAUGCACCGUUCGUCACCGUCGUAUUGGAGAAAGUGGACGUGGACAACAUCUUCAAUCGCACUGAUCUGGCCACCGCGCCUUGGAACACGUACAUCAGCUACUCAAACACGUCCGUACUCGACAUGACGCAGAAUCCCGUAGUGCCUCGCUUGCAGGCUAACGGCAAGCUGGCGUUCAACCACUCCGAAGACUUCACCCGGCCCAAGCUGACCAACUUCACAUUGGACCUGGACGGCAGCAGCGUCCUGACGCUGUUCUUCAGCGAGACAAUGAACUCGGUCACUCUCGAUCCCAGCACCAUUGUGCUACACAACGGUGGGACGGCGGACGACGACCGGCUCAACAUCACAGGCGGCCGUCAUUUGACACACUGGCCAUCGCUGGAAGUGAGUUUUGAGUUGCUCAAGGAAGACCUGGAUGAGUUGAAGCGAUUGGAGGCGGUCGGCACUACACUGGCCAAUACUCAAAUCAGCUUCUCUGCUAGUCUUGUCGAGGACAUGAACCAGAAUAAUGUCGAGGAGAUUGGUGAUAUUGACGGACGCACGGCUGCAGCCCUGGAACCAGACACAACCCUUCCUGAACUGUCCCGGUUCGAAUUGGACAUGAACCGUGCCCUGCUGACGUUUGUCUUCUCCGAAACGGUCAAGGCAAGCACUCUGGAUGUCACGCAGAUAACUCUGCAGGCGGUGUCCAACAAUGGCGGCAGAGUGAGUGAGACCUUCACGCUAACUGCGGGAAAUCGGUCGAUGGCUGACUCGACCAUGCUGAGUGUGAACCUGACAUCCAACAACACCAACGAGAUCAAGCUCUUGCGCUUGCUGGCCAUCGAUCGCAACUCCACGUUUGUGUCACUGACAAACCGCACGCUCCGCGAUAUGUCGGGCAAUUGGCUAACCCCGGUGCCUGUCGUGGCUGCCAGGCGUUCCUCGGCGUUUGAGCAGGACAUCACGCCGCCGAUGCUGGUGUUCACUCGGCUGGACAUGAACGUCGGUGAGCUGAGACUGGAGUUCAGCGAAGCAGUGGACUCUCUCCAGUUCAUGCCGACUGGCAUACUGCUCGUGAAUGCCGGCCCGGGCAUGAACAUCACUGCCGAACACAACCUGGCGACUGGAGUUCUGAAAACAGGCCCCGCCGUGGAGCAGAAUGUUGUCAUUCAGCUGCAAGACCUGAAUCGUAUCAAGCACCUGACAAGACUGGCAACCAGUAUGGCCAACACGUUUGUGGCCGUCACAAACUGGACUAUCCAAGACAUGAAUGGUAAUUUCCUAGAGAGCGUCUCGGCAGCGGAUCCCAUUCAGGUGAUCGAGUUUGACGACGACAUUACACCGCCUGAGCUAGACAACGCAACCCUGGAUAUGGACAGUGGACGCAUGGUGUUCAGCUUCUCCGAGACGGUCAACCGAUCCACCAUCGACGCCACGCAGCUGACGCUCGUCAGCGCGAGUGCCAGCACAUCAGAGAACUUCACACUUCGCUGGCUGGACAUCGAGAUCGGCGACUUGGAAGGUGCAGACGUGUUUGAGGCGUCUAUUCGAACACUCGACUUGAAUGAGUUGAAGCGUCGGCCCAACCUAUGCACGACUAGUAGCGGUACUUGUCGUAUCGCCAUAACAGCUCAGUUUGUUCAAGACAUGAGAGACAAUAGUGUGAUGGCUGUUCACGCACCGCAGUCACGUCCGGUCUACAACUUCACGCAGGACACCACAUCACCGCGCCUGGACGGCUUUGACCUGAACUUGAGCAACGAGAUAUUGCGCAUGACGUGGAGCGAGACGGUGCUAUCCACGUCGUUGAACCCGGCGUUUAUCACCCUCCAGCACAAUGCGUCCUCCACGCUGCACUCAUGGCAGCUGGUGACGGGCUCUGUUGUCAAUCCGAACUUUAACGAUCCAGUUGUGUCGUUAAAGCUGAACGAGACGGAUCUGAAUCAGAUCAAAGCCAUCAUUGGCCUGGCCACAGAAGAAAACAACACGUAUAUAUCACUGCUGGCCGAUACAAUUCGAGACAUGAACAACCGCCAGUCAGUCGCUGAGGAUUUGUCUGAUGCCACGCUCGUAUCAAACUUCACUGCUGACUAUGUUGCGCCGACUCUCAGAGCAUUCUCCCUGGACAUGGAUGCAUCUCCGCUGCUCAACUUGACAUUCUCCGAAACUGUUCAGGUGCAAACACUGAACGUUGCCGGUAUCACGUUGCUCUCGGGCACUUCCGGUGUUAUUGAGCAACAACAGUUGUCUGAACUGAUAUCCAGCCAGGGAGUUGGUAGUCGUUCGACCUCUGAUGAUUGGCCCGAGAUUACGAUCAACCUCGGCGUUGCUGACUCCAACAGUAUCAAAUUCUUCAGCAAGCUGGCAAAAGGUCUUGAUGAUGCCUUCAUCGCCAUACAGGACAUUACCAUUCAGGAUAUGAACAACAACACAGUGGUGAGUGUGGAGCUGCAGAACGCCACGCAGAUCGGUGGGUACGUGCCUGACACCACGCAUCCUCAGCUGCUUUGGUUUGAUCUAGAUAUGGACGCGGACAGUCUGCUGACGCUGUACUUUGACGAGACCAUGAAUCUCUCAUCCACCGACCCGCGCGCCAUCACACUCCUCUCCUCGUCGCACAGCCUUCAACUCAGAGGUGGAAACGUGACAACCAUGAUGGACGGCCGGACGGUCAGGAUCGUCCUGGAGAAAGAUGACCUGGAUGAGCUGAAACUAGUGCGAACGAUUGCCACAACGCUCAACGACACACUGAUCUCAUUCACACCGGCGUUGAUCAAGGACAUGAACAAUAACAGUGUCGUGGAAUUACUUCCGACGGCGGCCAAGCCAGUAAGAAACCUCACCGAUGACACAACACCAGUAUGGCUUGUCCACUACGACUUGGAUAUGGACUCAGCGUUGAUAACGUUCCAGUUCUCCGAGACCGUCGAGGCGGACUACUUUGAUCUGGGUCAGUUUAGACUGAGGUCGGACAACAGUGCUACAAGUCUGGAGGUUCAACUCCAAGGUGGGUUAGAAGUGUUGGACGAUGCGACGCUACUCGUGGCUCGCAUCACAACCGACGUCAUGAACACGUUGAAGUACUACCGUAACGUGACCAGCCGGGACGCUGACACCUAUUUGAUGUACAGCUCUGACGGUGUUCGGGACAUGGCAAACAAUACGGUCAUACCGACGGCACUCGCCUCGCAGGCCGUGCCUGUACGCAACUUCACCCUCGACACAACCGCGCCUCUCUUGCAGCGCUUCUCAUUCGACUCGGAUGCCGGCGUUCUCGAACUCGUCUUUGACGAAACGGUCGACUCGACACGGACGUUCAACAUCUCCGGCCUCACGCUGCUGUCGACGAGGCAGAUGAUUGGUUCAUCAGGUCUCCAGUUCGUCACGCUCGCUAACGGACUAAGCGUGUUGGACGACAGCACCAGGGUGCGGAUACAGCUCGGUAUUCCCGAUCAGAACCGUAUCAAGGUCCUGCCAGGACUGGGUAGGGAUAACAGUACAACGUUCCUUGCCCUCGCAACGCACUUCAUCAGGGAUAUGUUUGGAAAUCGUGUGGCUGCAGUGAACGACACUAUGGCUCAGAACACCACUGACUUUACCGUGGAUCACACGUCACCCAGACUCCUGGACUGGAGUUUGGACAUGGAUGGUCCGGGCACGCUUACUCUCACGUUCGAGGAGAUUGUCAACACAUCGCGCACCAUGCCAGGACAGUUGGUACUGACGAAUGGCAUAUCCACGAUGCCAGGGAGACAAGCGGUGACCAUUGUACAAGGCAUGCCCCCGUUUGCCAACGUCAGGAAUGUUCUAGUGGACAGUACGGUGGUGGAAAUUGAGAUUGGACAUGCCAACCUGAACAGACUGAAGCAGUUCCGUCGCCUUGCCCUCUCCACCAGCGACAGUUACCUGGAGAUGUCUGUGGACGCUUGCCGGGAUAUGGAGAUGAACCCAUGCCGCUUGCUGGAUGCCAGCAAUGCCACCAAGGCCGCACACUUCAUCAACGACACCACUGCACCUCAGUUGAUUGCGUUUGACAUUGAUCUGACGCUGAACGAGCUGACACUGAACUGGAGUGAGACUGUCAGAGGUGAUAGCUUCGAGCGAACCAAACUCACCCUGUACAGCAUACCAAGCAGCGGGUCAACAUCAUACCAGCUGACCACUGGUGAUUUGAAGGCAAUUGUGGAUGAUACCACCAUCAUCCUGCAGCUACAGCGUGUUGAUCUGGACAGAGUCAAGAAACUAACCGACCUAGCGACAUCAGAGAAUGACACGUACCUCUCGAUCGGCGAUCGGACGGUUCGUGAUAUGAGUGAUAACUGGAACAUUGCCAUCCUGCCCAACAACGCCACGCAGGUGCGGAAUUUCACCGCCGACACCGUCCCGCCGUUCCUGGAGAGCUUCGAUCUCGACAUGAACAACGGUCGUCUACUUCUGUCGCUGUCAGAGACCGUGGCCCACGAUUCCGUCAAUCUGACGGAGAUAUCACUGCAGCCCAGUGCUAACUCCAGUGCAGAGCAAGUGUACCGGCUGAGCGGUAUCGGGCACAUGGAGAAUAACUCCGACUCCGACACGCUGGUGUUCUACUUGGGUCGUGCUGACCUGAAUGCCAUCAAGUACCGCUCGUACUUAGCACAAGACGAGGCAUCGACGUGGAUGAUCCUCACAGAGUUCGCACUGCAUGACAUGACCCGGAACAGGAUUGUUCAGAUCGUCAACGGCAACGCUAGCCAAGCAUUGCCGUCGUUCACGCGCGACACAUCCGCUCCGAUUCUCGAGCAGUGGGACCUGGACCUUUCUAAUGAUACCCUCACGCUGAGCUUCGACGAAACCGUCCAACUCAGCUCCUACAGCCCUACCGAGUUCCAGUGGUUGUCGGCGGAGACGGCCCGGGACGGCGAGAGGGAGAUCAUUGGCACGCCCAUAUUUGGUGACAACUCCAACGUUGUGCAGAUCAGCAUCCACCGCUCUCCCACGCUGGACUCGCUGAAACUGGACAGAGCUCGUUGCACCAACGCGUCAAAUUGCUAUUUGGCUAUGCAAGCCGGUGGCUUUGUCGACAUGGCAACGAAACCAAACGAUGCCGCACAGGCCCUGCUACCCGUCCAGAACUUCACCGAAGACAUGGUCGAUCCCAUGCUGGAAACCUUCGUAGUUAAUAUCAACGUGAGCACCAUCACGUUGAACUUUGAUGAGCCAGUCGACAGCAGUACACUCAACGCCACAUUCUUCACGGUGCAGAACGGCCGUGUGCAAGUAGUGGGUGCGUACCUGACGCUGACGGGCGGCUGGACACUCAGUGAGAACGGACUGCGUGUCGUCAUGGACAUCACCCAGGACGACUUGAACGAGAUUAAACGCCUGCAGCCGCUGUUCACCCACCGCAACAACUCCUACCUGACUGUGCACACCGGCGCUGUUCUCGACAUGAAUGCCAAUCCGCAGGUGGAAAUCCGCGACGGGGACGCCAAGCGGGCCAGCGUGUUUGUGGAGGAUACGAUUCGACCGCGACUCGAGGCCUUUGACCUAGACAUGGACGGCUCGCCGUACCUGACACUGUACUUCAACGAGACUGUGUUCAUCUACAGCGUGGACUUCACCUGCUUCAGCAUACAGGCAGCACUGGACAGUCACUCCGACCCGCAGCUGGCCUACAAUCUGACUGGCGGCUCGCUGACCAUGCCGGAUCGUGUGCUCAACGACAGCGGCGUCAUGAUCGACACGAACGCAUAUCUACCGUCCAAGGUGUACCAAGCGUACAGCAGUGCACCCGCCGCGUUCAACUCCACCGUCGUCAUAGUGAACAUCACGCUUGACGACGCCAACGAGCUGAAGCGGCUGAGAAUCGCGUCGGCGCGCAGCAAGGCCUUCCUGACGGUGCGCCCGUGCGCCAUGCGUGACAUGUCCGGCCAUCAGGUCAUUGCUGUUGUGGAUGGCGUAGACUCGUUGCCAGUGCGCAGGUUCACCGACGACAGCACGCCACCGCAGCUGCAGUCGUUCUCCUUGAACAUGAACACGAGCGUUGCCAGCCUGUCGUUCUCCGAGACGGUAAACUCCAUCGGCCGUCACGCUUCCACUCUCACCCUGCAGUCGUAUGCGAAUGUCACGUCCGAUCAGCCUCUCCUGUUCUACAGACUCAGCGAUGACAGUAAGUUUGAGCGUAAGCACAGCACGGUCAUCGACGUCACUAUCAGCGUCGAUGACAUGAAUCAGCUGAAGCAUCGUCUCGACCUGGCCACCUCGGCCAACAACACCUACAUUUCGCUCACUGAGCUGGCGAUUGCUGACAUGCGCGACAAUCUGAUUACGGAAAUACCCAUGCACGAGGCGUUGAAGGCGUACAACUUCACCGAAGACUCCACGUCUCCUCGGCUGGUCCGGUUCAGUCUUGAUAUGAAUGCCGCCACCCUGACGCUUGUUUUCGACGAGACCAUCAGUGCCAGGUCAAUCAAUGUAGGACAGCUGAAGCUGCAAGACUUGUGGUAUUUGUUCUCGUGGCGAACUCACUACGACCUGAGGGCUGCCAACUACUCGCGUAACGAGUCCACGGAGGUCGUCCUGACGCUUUCCGAGACCGACAUGAACGAAAUCAAACGUCUGACAACGCUCGCCCUCAACCAGAGCACGACGUUCCUGUCUGUGACUCCCGGCUUCAUCACUGAUGUCAACAACAAUCAGAUUCAGCAGGUACUGAACACCAGUGCAGUGCCAGCCAGCGGCUAUGAGGUGGAUCGUACUGAUCCGGCCCUGGUCAACUUUCACCUGGACAUGGAUACACAUCGACUGACACUAUACUUCUCCGAGACAGUGCGUGCCUCUAGUCUCAGCGUUGAUCAGAUCACACUGCAGAACGCGGCCGAUUGCGGAGUGGCAGCAGAUUGUGAGCUGCGGCCGCUAACACCGAUGCCAAACCAAGUCCUGACUCCAGACGCUACCUAUCUCACCAUUCAACUCACCACCGACGACGUGAACUACAUGAAGCAAUUCCCGGACUUUGCCCGCAAUGGCAGUGGGGACACUUACAUAGUCGUCACUCCGACAGCAGUGACGGACAUGUCCUCUGCUCGGAACAAGCUCGUUGCCAUCAACGCAAGCAAUGCACUUGAAGUGCAGACGUUCGUUGCAGACAAGACUGACCCACGCUUGGUGUCCUAUUCCCUGGAUCUCACCAGUGAAGUGCUUGCAUUGACCUUCUCCGAAACAGUCAACGCCACUUCUCUGGACCUCGCUCAGCUGAGCCUGCAGGGUGCUCAGCGUAUUGCCGCACCGGCCGAUGGCAUAACCCUGAAUGUGGGUAGCGGUACAGAUGCUUUCCGCACCACUGUCAACAUCACGCUGGACACAGCGUUCCUGAACAUUCUGAAGCAACGCCGGGACAUCGGCACCGGAAGGACGAACACAUAUUUGACGAUCAGUCCGCGUGCCAUCCUGGACAUGUUUGAGAAUCCGGUAGUACCGGUCACGUUCACGAAUGCAUCACAGGCUGAUGUGUACACGGCUGACAUGGUGCCUCCCACUCUGCAGGCGUUCGACCUGGACAUGAACACGGCAACACUGACGCUAAUCUUCUCGGAAACUGUCAGCUCCCCGUCCUUCCGUCUUGAUCAGAUCACACUACAGGGCGACAACUCGUCAGCGACAGCAACUGAUUCCGUCACACUAAGCAGACCAAUCUCAGUGAGUUCACUCAACUCAACAGAACUCGUCAUUGUUCUCUCGCUGCAGGACAUGAAUGCCAUCAAGAAGGCACCAGAGCUUGCCAGAACAGAGCUGGACUUGUAUCUAGCAAUGUCAUCGCAAGCCGUCACCGACAUGAACAGCAACCGGGUUGUCGCCAAGCUCUCCUCCAACUCGCUUGCCGUGCGCAACUUCACUGAAGACUCCACGCCACCUCGACUAGAACACAGCCACUUUGACAUGGACUCCGGCACGAUCACGUUCUCUUUCUCUGAGACGAUGAACAGCUCUUCCGUUAGCAUUUCGGAAUUGACACUACAGCCGCAAGAAGACGGUUCAUCAGCCGAUCCACUCCUUUACCUCUUCACCUACACACUGGUAACGGGAACUCGUUCUCUGGCCGACAGUUCGGUCAUCACCAUCUCCAUUCCCCACGCAGAGCUCAACACCAUCAAGUCAUCAGCACACAUCUGCAGGAACGGCACCAGCUGCUACUUCUCGUUCGCGUCGUCGUUCAUCACCGACAUGCAGGGUAUCCCUGUCGUCAACAUCACAAUCGAUCAAGGAAGCAAAUUCACAAACUUCACUGCCGACACAACACCUCCGAAACUAAUCACCUUCGACUCAUUCAACUUGACCAGUGGUGUGUUCGAGAUUGGCUUCGAUGAGACAGUGAACAUUGGUACGCUCAACUUCACUGGGUUCAUGUUGCAGGAUUUCUUCCGUGACACCAGCCGUGUGCUGGUGCUGAGCCAGGGGAGCACGGUUGGACAGAACGGUACGAACGUAGAGCUGACCCUGACACGGUCGGACUUUGACACCGUGCGACGGCGCAAGACGCUGUGCGCCCGAGAGAACAACUGUUGGGUGACCGCCAGCACGGGUGCCAUUGAAGACAUGUUUGGCAACAAGCUGCAAGCAGUAGUCAACGGACAGGGUCUGGAUGCCGCCACGUUCUCACCCGAUAUUGUCAGUCCACGCUUGCUAAACUAUUCACUGGAUUUGAACAGCGGACGCCUCGUUGCAACGUUCUCCGAGCCAGUGGAUCUGGAAACGUUCACGGCUGAAGGCUUCACGGUCCAGUCACUUGGCAACGCCAGUAGCUACACACUGCAGACUAGCAUGGCCAGGUCAGAUGAUUCUCUCGUCGUGAACAUCACCCUAUCGGCGAUGGACCUGCAGAAUCUCAAGGUCUUGCCUUUGGCCAAGACAGCGGGCGACACGUUCCUGAGCGUUGCAUCCACCGGCAUAGCUGACUUUGCCGAGCCAGUACCGAAUCCGGUGGAGGAGAUAUCAGAGUUGGAGCCUCUACCUGUUUCCGGGUACGUUGCAGAUCAGGAACCGCCGAUCAUCACUGCGUUUGUGUUCGAUGCUGACUCUGAUCAGCUGGAGCUGACAUUCAACGAGCCAGUAUUUGUUUCUAGUGUGGAUCUGACCAAACUAAACAUCACAGAUGGUCGUGCAAUGCGGACAGUGUCACUCUCGCAGAGUGCAGUGUCCACCAAUGAUUCCGACAACGGGGUUCUCUCCGUGACGAUUCAAAUUUCCCGCACUGAUUCCUUGCAGAUCCAUCGAGCGUGGCCGCUGGCCAGCAGGCAAGACCUGACAGUUCUAGACUGGAGUGCUGCAUUCUUGAGCGACACUUCGCAGGUUGACAUUCUGGCAAGACAAUUGGCCACUGGAGUGUUCAUCCCGGACACGUCGCAGCCUGCCGUGGAGAGCUUUGUCCUAGACAUGGAUGCACCUGAACGACUGACCAUCAACUUUGAUGACAUCAUCGUUGCAGCCACAGUCCAGGCUGAAGGCGUGAUCCUGCAGGAUGCACCUGCACACAAUCACAGCUUCAAUCUGAGGCGCAGCAGUGGACGACUGUUCGGUAGCCUGGACGACUACUCAGUCACUAUAGGACUAUCACGGGAAGACUCUGACGCUCUGAAGUACGACAGUGACUUGGUGACGGAACUCAACAACACCUACUUGGCCGUACGGUCGAGCCUUGCACGCGAUCGUGGAGGAUAUGAUGUCGUCGCCAUCACGGAUGGCAAUGCCAUUCUGGCUAAGGAUUACAUUGGUGAUAACACCACGCCGCGGCUAGUUGGCUGGGAUCUCGACUUGGAUGCACCGGCCACCGUGACGCUGUCCUUCUCCGAGACCGUCAACACUGCAUCUUUGAACAUCAGCGGCCUAGCAGUGCAGAAUAUGCUGGGCACUGCACCAAGCCACCGUGUCACACUUUCUACUGAGGAGCGCUAUCCAAACGGGUCUGAUUCGCAGAGUGAUAACAGUUCGGUCGUAACCGUGCGCCUGGGCGACGUCGACUCAAAUCAGAUCAAACUCCUCGAGCAACUGGCCGUGAGCGAAUCAACAACUUGGUUGAGCGUAGACAGCGGUGCUGUGCUUGACAUGGCUGACCUGCCGCUGGAGGAGAUAGCCAGCGGGCAGAAAGUGAAUCAGCUGACGAAUGACACGACUUCUCCACGACUGCUCCGCUUCUCGCUGGACUUGACUGAUGAAGAGCUUGUGCUGACGUUCGACGAGACAAUGGAUGUCAGCAGUCUGGAGGUGCACGGCAUUGCCAUACAGAACGGAUCUAUCCCAGACUAUUAUCUACAUAAGCGACGCUUUCUGAGCAAGGAGAGUGGAACCAAUGCGAUUAGCUCGGAUGGUACAAUCGUACGGAUCAAGAUCAGCACCGAGGACUUGAACGCCAUCAAGCUUAACCCGGCGCUGGCUAUUAGCACAGCGUCGACGUACCUGGUGCUCAGAGCAUUUGCCAUUACAGACAUGUUUGGCAAUUUGGUCGUGCCAAGACCUGAGACUGAUGCUAUCGCUGCAUGGGACUUUGAGCAGGAUCGCAUCGCGCCAGUUCUGGACACGUUCAGCCUGAAUCUGACGUCCGAAGAGCUGCGCCUCACGUUCUCAGAGACUGUGGACGUUACAACCUUGUUCAUAUCCAAUCUCAUGCUGGCAUCCAGUGAUAAUGAGUCUAUUGCUAUCACGCACACACUCCAAUUUGGAGCUGCACCUCUGUACAGCCGUACAUCAUCAGGAGACGGCACGCUGGUCGUUGUUGAACUCGGAGAGCUAGAUCUGAACGCCAUCAAGUUCCAGAGAGGCCUGGCCACGAGCAACGGCAGCACGUUCUUGAUCUUCGACAACACCACCAUUACGGACAUGAAUGCCAAUGCAGUGGAGGCACGCACAGCCCAGGAUCCCCUGCCAGCCAGUAACUUCUACCCGGACACGGUGCCACCGGUUCUGCGCACGUUCACACUGGACAUGGAUAGCCUCCGUCUCGAGCUGACGUUCUCCGAAACGGUGAAUGUCAGCUCUCUGCGGGAGGAUUCCAUUGCCAUCAGAUCCUCCCCGCUACCCACUGCAAGAUUUGUAGAUCUCACCGGAGGUGUUUCAUCACCAGUUGAUUCAACGGUCGUUACCAUGUACAUCACGGCCACAGAUGGUAAUAACCUGAAGCUGUACGCGAACCUGGCGGCCAGCAAUGCAACCACGCAUCUCACUGUCCAAGGUGCCGGAGUACGCGACAUGAACGGCAAUGCCAUUCGGCAGAUCGACUUCUGGCAAGCUGUGCCUGCCUCAAACUUCACCGAGGACAUCACCUCUCCAAUGCUGGACUGGUACACACUAGAUAUGGAUGAUGGUAACUUGACGCUUUUCUUCAAUGAGACCGUGAACGCCACCAGCUUCAGCGUGGCAGAAAUCACUCUGCAGAGCGAGAUGGCGUGGGAGCCAGACGUGCAAAGCGUUCAGCUGACUCCGGGCGUUCCCGCACAGUUCUCAUCGCAUGUUGUCGACGACGGCACGUGGAUAACGGUGUGGAUAGGCCGGGACGACCUGAACAUUAUCAAGCAACGAGAGCAACUUGCCAUCAGCAACAUGUCCAGCACUUUCUUGACAUUCCCCGAGGUUCUUGUCAACGAUAUGAACGGCAAUGCUGUACAAGAAAUCAACAACACGCAUGCCAAGCCGCUAGCAUUCUAUGAGGAAGACACAACACCACCAGUGCUGCGGAGCUUCGACUUGGACAUGGACAAGCAGACCAUCACGCUGUCGUUUGACGAAACGGUACGGGCAUCACAGACACGUCCCCUUGGAUUUGUGCUCCACUCCACGCCCGUAAAUGCCACCGGGGCUGAGAGUCAUCGCUUGAGCAGCGCUGGACUGAAUCGCACCAGUGUGCCCAAUGCCCCUGUUGUCACAUACCAACUAGCAUCCGCUGACGUGCACGCCAUCAACCGCCUUCGGUCGCUGGCCGUUUCACGCAAUACCACGUUCCUCACGCUCCACAAGCCCAGUGUGUACGACAUGGACAGCAAUUCUGCGGAGACCAUCACACGACGUCAGGUCACUGUGUACGAAGAGGAUCGCACAUCUCCACGCCUGGUCUACUUUGAAGCUGACAUGCACGGUGGUGAGAUUGUGCUGCGAUUUGACGAGAUUGUCGACUACCUGUCCUUCAACGUGUCGUCGUUUGUUGUGCAGAAUGACCGGGCAUCAAACAUUGGUGUUCGUUUGGCAACAUCUCUGAAAUCAGCUCUGCCUGACGGUCUGGAGAUGGUUAUUGAAAUCUCGGAGUCAGACCUCAACGAGAUCAAACGUAUUGAUCAGCUGCUCGUGGACAACACCACAUCCUUCAUUAGCUUUGAUUCAAGUGCAGUAGCUGACACGAACAGCAACAGGGUUGUUGGUCUUCCCAACGGGCAAGCACGAGUGGCCGAUGUGUUCAGGGGUGACUCGGCCCUGCCCAGUGUGCGCUCGGCGCAUCUGGACAUGAACCGCGGCGUUCUGACGGUGUACUUCAGCGAAACGCUGAACAUCUCCUCCCUCAACAUCAGCGGUUUCUCGCUGCAGAACGGCGACGAUUGUGCUGCGGAUUCGUACUCGCUGACGCUCAAAUCCCUGGUCAACGAGACUAGCUUACACCGGCGCUCGACGGACAUUGGUAACUCACCACUGCCGGUCUGGAGUACUGAUUUCAACUACGCCAACGCAUUGCGUAUUGUCAUUGGACUGGACGACCUGAAUGAGAUCAAGGCCCGGCUGAUAGGCAGGAAUCCCCAGACGAGCCACCUCACAGUGGGAAACUCUGCCCUGUACGACAUGAAUGGUAAUGAACUGGAGGAAGUGGACUGUACACGGCCCAAGGGCGCGACGUACGUGUACGACGUUACGCCCCCCGAACUGCAGCACUUCAACCUCAGCAUGCACGAUGGCCUCCUAACCAUGCUCUUCAGCGAAACGGUGAACGCCGGAAGUCUUCGCGUGGACGGCAUCAUCCUGCGCAACCACUUCAACGAAUCCACACAGUUUUACCGGCUGACAAACACGUCUCUUACUAACGAUACAUUUGGCCCAGUCCUCAUCGUGCACAUCUCAGAAUCAGACCUCAACGAGAUCAAACGGACGAAUCAUCUUGCCACCAGUCAAUCAACAACGCACAUUGAACUUGAGCCAGCCACCAUUCUGGAUGCAGCCGAGAGCGGAAACAAACAGCUUGUGGUCUCGGCGGAUCGAGCCCAGCAAGUGCUUGGCUUCACAGCGGAUACCAGAGCGCCGGUGCUGCGAUCAUUCACCGUUGAUAUGAACGCUGGCCUGAUACACUUGAGCUUCGAUGAAACCGUGCGUGGCUUGUCACUCGACCCUAGAGUCCUGCAGCUGCAGAAUGAUAGGUUCUUCGGUAACACCAGUGGAGUGGCGUUCACUCUGCGUGGCCAGCGUAUGCCUGCUGAUGCAAACAGCACAGAUAUCACUGUCAACAUGACCAGCAGAGACUUGAAUCAGGUCAAACAAUACACGCCGCUCUUCGUCAGUGCCGACACGUCCUUCGUCUCGUUCCCCGCGGCGUUCCUCGCGGAUAUGAACAACAACCCGGUGAGUGAGGUGCUGCAGGACAAUGCUUGGCAGGCUCAGAGCUUCAUCAACGACACCACUCACCCCGCGGUGACUGGAUUUAAUCUCAACCUGACCAGCGAAACACUCGUGCUCUUCUUCUCCGAGACAUGCAACGUGCAGUCAUUUGUAGCAUCCACUAUCACGGUACAUAACAACAAUAUGUCUGGAUCUCUAGUGGAGAGGCAACUUUCUCUGGGCAAUGGCCGUCUUGAGAGCACGGUGAACAGCACAAGCCUGACUUGGAAGCUGAGCACCGAGGAUCUCAACGACAUCAAGGCAAAGCGUCACCUUGCCACCGAGCAAAACAACACGUACCUGCGCUUCACUGCUGCAAUGCUGACCGAUAUGAACUCCAACGCGGUCACCGCUCAGGAUGCAUUGAGGGUUGAUGCACUUGGUGGCGAUAGCAUCCGGCCUCGCUUGACAAACUGGACCCUGGAUGUAGAUGAAAGUGGAUCCCUGGUGCUGACGUUUGAUGAAACUGUUGAUUUGGACUCUGUUAAUGUGAGCAGCUUAACCAUACAGCGCAGUGCAAACAGUGUGGCUAAUGAUAGGUUGUCACUAUCUUUAGGCGUGACACCAAAUACGACCGUAAUCACAGCGCCAACGUUGACAACUAUCUCCGUGCUACUCAAUCACUUGGAUCUGCACCAGCUGCAGCGGCUGUAUCGCAUUGCAGGCAGUCCUGAAACAUCCUACAUUUCCCUUCAGCGUGAUUUCAUAUCCGACUCGGCCGGGAAUCCUCUUGUGGACAUCAACAAUGGCGAUGGCGUGCUGGCUGCUGGCUAUACUCCAGACACGACACGUCCAUCUCUAAUCGCGUUCGAUCUUGACUUGGACGCAUUCCUGCUCACACUCCACUUCGACGAGGUCGUCAAUGCCAGUACGUUGUGGCUGCCUGGUCUUGCACUGCAUAGCGAUGACAUCAGCACACAGGCCAACAGCACAAUCAACCUAACAGCUGAUGGCAGCAUGCACAGCAAGGUCAACGACCUGAAUGUCAGCGUGACACUGUCCGUGGAGUUUGUCAACGACCUGAAGCGCUACACAGCCAUUGCCACCAGUGCUACAAACACCUACAUCUCGCUCAGCAAUGAGACCAUUGACGACAUGGCUGACAAUGCGGUUGUGCCUCGUCUGCCUGACAUCGCUCUACCAGUCGGCAUGUACAUGAAUGAUACCACAUCGCCUGAACUGGAGUGGUUUGACUUCGACCUCAAUCAGGGGCAGAUUCACAUGCUCUUCUCGGAAACGGUGGACGCCCAGUCGCUGGACCUGAGCGAGGCUGUUCUGCAGCGCAACGCCAGCCUGGUGCAGAGUGGUGUGUUCAUGCAUGUGAUGCAGAACUGGACCGUGUUCAGCCACGACAGUACACUGGUGUCCGCUCAGCUGUCGCAGGGAGAUCAGAAUGUUAUCAAGCAGCUGCGCCAGCUGUGCAUCUCCGGUGCGACGACGCACAUCAGCUUCGGCACUGGCGCUAUUCGUGACAUGCAGGGCAACCCCGUGAUGGAGAUCUCCUCAGAGAGCGGACGCCGUGUCGGGAACUUCACAGACGAUGAUACCAAUCCACAGCUGGUGGACUUUGUCCUCGACGUCAAUGAGGCAGAGCUGAGACUGACGUUCUCCGAGACAAUGGACUGGACUAGCGUCGACCUGGGUGUGAAUCGCACACUGCCGUUUGUUCGCCUGCAGAGCAACGCAAACGUGCCGCUAACAACCGCCACAACGCAGCAGGUCUUCCUGGGAGGUAGCAACAGUUCGCAGGAUGACAGUGUAUUCGUGACAAUUGGCGUCAGUGAGCACGAUCUUAACCAGUUAAAGUUCAAGACAACGCUGGGAACUGGCACAUCCGACACAUUCCUCUAUCUAAACGCACAGUUUGCCAAGGACAUGCGAGGCAAUGCCGUAGCAGCACAGGUGCCUGCCAAGCCAGCUAUGGACGUCGUCGACGACUCUGUUCCACCGCGACUGGACGGGUUUGAGCUGGAUAUGAACACCGGUCUUGUGCAGCUGACGUUCUCCGAGGCUGUCACUAACAUCGCCGUCACAUCGCUGUCGUUUGUUCACAACAACAAUGUCAGUCAGACGAACCUCACCUAUGACAUCACUGGCUCUGCGAGCGGUGUGACGGGUGACGUGAUCGACAGUGGACAUGCACCGCAGGCACAAUUCUACCUAAACACAUUUGAUCUGAACAACAUCAAGCGAAUAGACGGACUCGCCGACUCUAAUCCCACCACCCACGUCACCAUCGAGAGCUCGUUUGCAAAUGACUUUGCACCUCUGGACAUUGAUCCCAUCCUCUCCACCAGUGCACUGGAGGCAUCCGUAUUCGUUCCGGACACCACCAACCCUACUCUGCAAUCGUUUGACUUCAUCUUCGAUCAGUCGCUGAUCUCGCUGACCUUUGAUGAAGUGGUUAGGGCAAACACUGUACGUUCUCUCGGCAUUACCUUUGUCUCCGACCCUGGUAUUUCUGCACAGAGGUACCGACUGCAGACAGUGUCAUCCGUCAUGCCUGGCGCGGAGAGUUCCAUUGUCGAUUACGACGACACGGUCGUCAACGUGACGCUCUCCGUGCGCGAUAUGGAUGAGCUGAAACGGGACCCGGCGCUGGCCACUGGACCCAACACAACGUACAUCAGCCUGGAUGACGACAGCGUACGCGACAUGGCCGGCAACGGACUACGCAACGCCAGCACACCACGCAAGGUGCGUGUCUACAUCGCCGACGCCACACCACCAGAGCUGGCACGCUGGUCACUGGACAUGGACACUCAGCCGAUGCUGAACCUGACGUUCACGGAGAUCGUCCGAAUGAGCUCAUUCCGUGUUCCUGCAAUCACACUACAAAUGCAUUCAGGUAAUGACACGGGUAGUUACAUACUCAACGGAACAAGUUCAGUGAGAACCAGCUUGGCUGAUGACACUGUUGUGCAGAUCACGAUUGGCGACGGCGAUAGCAACGCCAUCAAGAAACUGCGACUGGCCACGCGCUACGACAACAGUCACGUGUCGUUCGGCGCCAAUCUCGUGCGCGACAUGAACAACUUGACGGUGGUGCCCAUUGACAUGACGAUGGCGCUGGAAAUGCUGGAGUCCGACUACACUGCAGAUACUACUGAUCCCCUGCUCACCGGAUUCCAUCUGGACAUGAACACUGCACAACUGAAGUUGACAUUCACCGAAACCAUGGAUCACGUCUCGUUGAGCCGUAACAUCGAUGCCAUCCGCGUGCACAACAGCUUUGAUCCGCUAGUCGGGCAGAGUGUCCAGCUGAGCUCUGGCCGUCGCAACACCGUCACACCCGAUGACUCCACCGUUCUGAUCGUCCAGCUUGGCCGAGAGGACAUGGACGACUGGGACCGAAUCAAGCUGCUGCAGCAACUUGCCACGUCGGCCUCGGAUACAUUCAUCACCAUUGCAUCCAUGCGACUGCACGACAUGGCACAUCAGCCGCGUUUCAUCCAGCUGGUCACGGAUGAUGCAGACGCUAGUUCAUACGUACCGGAUACGGUCUCACCAUCGCUUCGUAGCUACUACAUCUCCAUCAAUGACUCUCUGCUCAUUCUGAACUUUGACGAACCGGUCGAUGUCAGCACAUUGAAGAUCCAGAAUGUCCGCUUCCAGUCAGCCGAGGAUGCACUGAACGCACUGCAGGCGUAUACCCUGAUGGCCGGCACGAGUCAGUCCCAGGACGGCCGACAAGUCUCGGUCGACCUAGACAUUGCCGACUUGAACGAGAUCAAACGUCUUGAUCAACUGCUCGUCAGCCAGGAGACGGCCUACCUCAGCUUCGGCCAGGAUCUUAUUGUUGACAUGGUUGGCCGCAAGGUUCAGCCGAUCCUCUCCAGUCUGGCAAAGGACAUGUUUACUUACGAAAACGAUACGACAAGACCACGUAUUUCAUCCUUCCAUCUUGAUAUGAACAUCGGGUAUCUUCACUUGACGUUUCCCGAGACCAUGGACGCAUCCAGUGUGAACUUUUCCGCUAUCGUUCUUCAGUCGUCAUCGGCUGUUGCGGAGAAUGGUUCGUCAUAUCAGGAUGUUGGACUGGGCUCACUGCUCAGAUUGCAGAAUGAUUCCACCGUUGUCACGAUCGUCGUUCACAAUGACAAUCUGAAUGAGAUCAAGCGAAAGGAGAUCGGCAGUCAGCGGACCACCAGCUGGCUUGUCUUUGGUAUGUCCGCGAUUUCCGACAUGAACGGCCUCGAGGUUCUGCCGCGCGUGAACCGCGUUUCGGCACUGGUUGCACGGCAGUAUACGUACGACCGAACCCGGCCGCGACUACUCCUCUGGAGCCUAGACAUGGACGCCAGUCAGCUGACAAUGUCCUUCAGUGAGACGGUCACGGUGGCGAGUUUUGAUGUGCCGUCGCUGGUUAUCCAGUCACAUAAGAACUACACGGUCACAGAUGUGGAGAGAGUUCACUUGAAUACAAGCAGCACUGUUGUCACAGUGCAGGAUGGCCCGAUCAUUGUCGUGCAGCUGGGCGUGGAGGACGCCAACAACCUGAAACUACGCACUGGCCUUGCGACGUCAACUGACAACACGUACCUGACGUACAUUGCAGGCACGGUGCAUGACAUGCAACAGAACUAUCUCGAACCUGGCACUCUCCAGGCGGGCAACUUCACUAGGGACACGACAGCUCCUAAUCUGCUGGCGUUUGGCCUGGACUUGGAUUCGGGCAAUUUGACGUUGACGUUCGACGAGGUGGUGAAUGCCACCUCGCUGGAGAGGACCUCCAUCAUCCUGACCUCGCCGCUGAACACAGUAUUGCAGGUUAACUUGACCGGUGGACUGUUGGUGGAGUGCUUUGGCACGGUGGUGUCACUCAUACUCAACGAUCUCGACAUCAAUUUGGUCAAGUUCCAGAUUCCGCAGCUGUGCACGAAUGACAAUAACUGCGCAGUCAGACUACUGCCGGAAGCCAUUGCCGACGUCUCUGGAAACUACUUCAACUUCACCGGCCAGAUGUUGCCGAUCGUUGCAGGACAGCUUGUUGGAGACACCACACCGCCCGCUCUGGUCUCCUUUGACCUCGACCUGGAUAACGGGCAACUGAUGCUCACAAUGUCGGAGCACGCUCGGGCUAGGAAUGACCGGGAGCCGUACAAGGGCAUCUUUCCGACGGCCAUCUCCAUCCAAGCUGGCCGCUUCUCCAGCGAUACAUUCACACUGGCCAACAUCACCGAUAUGACUGCCAUUGAGCGGUUCUGGUUUGAUGGCACAGCCGUGCGCUACACACUAACGGGUGGAUCGACUAACAACAGUGCAUCGACAUCAAACACCAUUGGAUACCCUCCCGUAAUCGUGGUGGAUCUGAACACGGUUGACCUCAACGUUCUGCGUAGCCUGCACCGCGUGGCCACGUCUCGAUUCAACACCUUCAUCUCCAUCACCGACGACAUGUCAGUCGAUUCGCUCACCGGUCGUCGCAACGCUAUCAUCGCCAACGGCAACGCUACACAAGUGCGUCUGUUCACCGGGGACACGACACAGCCGACUCUGACCGGCUUCAGCCUGGAUAUGGACGCCGGGUUCGUUGAUUUGACGUUCUCGGAAACCGUCAAUGUAUCGUCGCUGCAGCCCACGGCAUUCAUCCUGCAGGGCGACCGAACUCUCUCCAACUCACUUGUACUCGCCGGCAGUACAUCCACCAGUCAGGAUAAUCCUCUAGUGCAUUUUCUACUGUCUAAGGAUGAUCUCAACAGCUUGAAGUUGAACCGUAUGAUAGCCACAUCUCGCAACAACACUUACCUCUCAAUGUCACCGCUGGCCAUUGCCGACAUGGCCGGCAAUGCGGUCGUGGAGAUAACCUCUCGACUGCCGCAGCAAGCUGCCGUCUUCGGUGGCUUCACGGAGGAUUCGAAUCACCCCGUGCUGGACACGUGGAAUCUGGACCUGAACACGGCGAUGCUGGACAUGACGUUCAGCGAGGCCGUGGACAGCAAGACGCUGCGCCCGCAGGAGCUCUACCUUCAGGACUACGAGCUGGAGCAGAGCGCCGGCUACCGGAUUCGCAACGCCACAACGCCCACGGUGGACGGCACGGUCAUGUCGGUGAAGCUAUCCGACGGCGACCUGAACAACAUCAAGGUGAUGGAUUUGUGCACACACUCUGCUGACGGGGCUGACUGCUACCUGUCCUUCUCCACUAGCCUUGUGCAGGACAUGAAUGAGAAUGUCGCGCAAGACGUUCAGAAUGGCAAUGCGACCCCCGUGUCCACGUACGUGCGCGAUACAAUCUCCCCGAGCAUUCUCGGCUACGACAUCUUCAUGUCCAACGGCGAAGUGCGAAUCUCGUUUUCAGAGUCCGUCAACGUUACGUCCUUCAAUCCCACGGCGCUGUCAUUCAACCCGUCCGCCGUGGCGAACAAUCCACACAAUCUCACUGGAGGAAACCGCAUCACAACCGCCAAUGGCCUGCAGUUGCACUUCACGUUCCGGCGCGACGACUUGGAGUUGUUCCGCAUGACGCCAAACUUCCUGAACAGCGGUUUCAACACCUACAUGAGCGCUCUGCCGUUGACCAUCCGGGACAUGGCGGACAACGCACUCGCGUUCUUCCCCUCGUUUGGACCGUUUGACGACCCGACGCUGUUCGUUCCGGAUUCCGUCUCGCCGCAGCUGACGAACUUCUCGCUUGACAUGGACUCCGGGCUACUGAACCUGACCUUCUCCGAGUCCGUCUCUUCCUCCCUGGCCCUCACGGAGAUCACACUGAUGGACUCGUUCGUUGGGAGCUCGUCUUUCACGUUGCGCGGCGGUCGUGUGCUGCAAUCUAGCAGCCACUAUGAACUGUCAGUGCUCAUGACGCAAGCCGAUGUCUUCAUCAUUCAAGCCGAUGACACCCUGGCCAAGAGCCUCGACACCACGUGGAUCGCUCACACCAGCGCUCUCACUCGGGACUCGGGCAACAACGACAUCCGGCCGCGCGUCAACGGCACGAACGCCACCAGAGCGGGUGCGUACAACGCCGACGUGACCGAUCCCCAAGUGUUUGUGUUCCAGCGUUUGGAUCUGAACAACAGAGAGUUGAUUGUGUUCUUCAACGAGCCGGUCAACAUCACCGGAGCCAACCCCACCCUGUUCAGAAUACAGCAGUUCUCCAACAGUAGCGGUGUGCAGUAUCAGCUCACCGGAGGCACGUUCUCGUACGACACACGCUCGUCGGGGGUCCUGUUCCCUCUGCGCACUCCUCGCUCGGUGAUCUUCCUGAGCUUGACGCCGCAGGACUACAAGUUCCUCGUGCUGAGCGCCCAGAUAGCUACAACAACGACAGACUCUAAUCUAGUGCUGCCCAAGGGUGCAAUCCUGGACAUGGCUGGAAACGACUUAGUGGAGGUGUUCUCCGCAAGGGGACAGCCCGCCGCCGAGUUCCUGAAGGACGAGAGCCAGCCGAGCUUGCAGCGCUUCGAGUUUGACCUGGACAGCGGUGAGGUGACACUGUCCUUCCAUGCUGUGCUGGAUGUGCUGACAGUAGAUGCCAGAGCACUCAUCAUACAGGAUAACACAACUUCCAGAGUGCAACACCAGCUGCAGGUCGGUAGCACAAACAGCUCUAAUGACUUCACCAUCGUUGUUCGCAUGAGCAAUGCCGACCUCAACGAAAUCAAACGUCAGACGUCCUUGGCCACCGGCCUGGCAAACACGUUUGUUCGCGUCGCUGCGUCCUUCAUCGACGGUGUCUCCGGCCGAGACAUCAUCGCAGUGACGGACGGUAAUGCACGCAAGGCAUCAAACUUCACCGGGGAUACAACCGCUCCUCGCAUGACCAACUACACCUUGGAUUUGAACCAAGGCAUGCUGCUCAUCACAUUCGACGAAACAAUAAACUCGGAAAACUUCAACCUGACACGGCUAUUCGUUCACAACCUGGCGGCUAAUGCCACCGUAUCGUAUCAACUAUCCGACAACAGCACACUGCUGAGCAACGAUGGCCCGGAGAUGAUCAUCUCGCUCAAUUUUGUGGACCUGAACGCGAUCAAGCUGAUGACGACGCUUGCCACGGGCUAUCACGAUUCGUUCGUGUCGUUUGACCAUCUCCUCGCCAAAGACAUGUCAGGUAAUGCAGUUAUCGGCAUCAGUAACUCCACAGCGCAGGGCAUCAUCGGGCAGCACAUCCCGGACACAACGUCACCUCAGCUGGUUGAGUUUACUCUCGACAUGGACGGCACGCCGAGACUCUCGCUGACAUUCAACGAAGCUGUCAACACCGACACCCUGGACUCCAGUCAUGUCCAGCUGCAGGAAACGAUCGACACGCUCGGCGGAGGGGUUGUUGUUCUGUCCACGGCCAGUGUCACGAUAUCACCUAAUGGUUACAUUGUUCACAUCGACCUGACCAGGUCGGACUCCAAUAGAGUCAAGAAAUACCGUGCACUGGGACAGAACAUCUCUUCCACGUACCUCUCGCUGAGCAGCGGUGUCAUUCGGGACAUGAAUAACAACACAGCAUCUGUUGCCAGCCAGUUCAGUGCCCGCAGAGCCACCUGGGUAGCGCUGGACCAAACACCGCCGAACCUGCUUGCGUUCACAAUUGACAUGAACACCGGUGUGCUUUACAUGGAGUUUGACGAGACGAUUCUGGCGUCGAGCGUACGGCCGACAUUGUUCACCCUGUGCUCAGUGAACACAACCUCCAUGUCUUCGCCGCAGUGUUACACGCUGCGGAAUGGCACGGCGAGCACACAGGACUCUUUCAGAAUGUCUCUUGCGAUGACAGUAACCGAUGUCAAUGCCAUCAAGCUGAUGAGUAAUCUGUGUACCGACCGGAACAACAGCUUCUUGGCAAUGAGGCCAGGCGCGGUCACGGACAUGUCUCUGCCGACGGCCGUACCUGCCAACAGCGGUGUGGUGGCCGCUCUGAAUCACACUGCAGACCGUACGCCGCCGCUUCUCACGGGCUUCCAGACCGACCUUCACAUUGGCAUUCUCACGCUGUCCUUCAACGAGCCAGUACUGAGCGACAGCCUCGAACCCAGUCGCUUUGUCGUGCAGUCUCUGACCUCGGCGUUCCUCACCGACCAGACGCAGUACAGGCUCCGCAAUGGCUCUACGAACAGCAGCAACGGCGAGAUAAUCGAGCUGCAGGUUUCAGUGGACGACUUGAACGAGAUCAAGAAGCGGGAAAACCUACUGAUUAGUGAGGAUACGUCCUUCCUGAGAUAUGACAAUGACGCUAUUCGUGACAUGAAUUCCGUUCCCAUUGAAUCGCGGCCGAGUACCAGCGCGGACAAGACGGGAUCCUAUCGCAACGAUUCGGUCAGGCCUCGCCUGCUGCGCUUCAAUAUCGACAUGGACGGCACGCCACUGCUGGAGCUGCAGUUUGACGAGACGGUCGACUACACGUCGCUUCGCCUGCCGUCUCUACGCUUGCAGGCUAGCAAGUCUGCACUGGAAACGAACAGAACGCACGACCUGUCACUGGCCUCCACCGUAUACCGACUAGACGACACACGCAUUCUGAUAAACGUAUCGCUCGACGACGCCAACACUCUCAAGUACAUGCGUAUUGCCGACGACCAAUCGACGGCUUGGCUAGUAAUGGACGAGACGGCAAUACAGGAUCAGAACCGGCAGUACGUGCUGCCAGUGCGUGACACGGCGGCAUACCGUGCGUUCAGCUACCAGCCUGACAAGACACCGCCGAGCCUGCAGUCGUUCGUGCUCGACGUGGACGGCAGCGGGUCAUUGACGCUAUCGUUUACCGAGACCGUUCAUACGGGAUCUCUCAACCACACAGCUGUAAUCAUUCAGAGCAGAAAGAAUCACACCGGCUUGCCCGAGACAUCAUUCACCCUGUCCCCAUCAAGUACCAUUCAAAGUCUAGACCGUCCGCAGGUUGUGGUGUCGCUCUCCAAGCCGGAUCUGGAUGAAAUCAAGCGUUUGUUCAGUCUUGGCAACAGCAUCAACGACACAUACUUGUCAUUGUCACGGCAUGCCAUCGCCGACAUGACUGCUAAUCGCGUCGUGGCUAUACCUGCUCACGAUGCACUUCAGGCACUGGCUGUGACACCUGACAUUGGACCGCCAUCGUUGCUGAGAGCCGAUUUGAAUCUGACGUCGGAGCAGCUAACUCUGCUCUUUUCGGAAACCGUCAAUGUAUCAUCAUUGGUCAUACCUCAACUUCAGCUGCAGAACGACUCAGUCCGUGCUGGCAGCACGGUAGCAUUUACUCUGACCAGUGGCUCAACUCUCGAGUUGGGAUCACAGCAUGCCGUAUCACUAACCAUUGACCUGGGACGGGACGAUCUGAACGAGAUAAAGCGCCUGACUGAGCUGUGCACGAUGGGCGCAAACUGCCACCUGGUCAUCCCGGCCACAGCACUACUCGACAUGGCUGGCAACCCUAUCAUCUCUGUGCCGGUCAGCAAUGCCCGGCGGAUUGCAAACUUCACCGAGGACCGCAUUGCACCGGAGCUAGAUCAGUUCUAUCUGGACAUGGACAAUGGCCUGGUAACUCUGAUAUUCAAUGAGACAAUGCGAGGAUCAAGUCUUCAGCCGCUCGCCAUCAGUCUUGUUGGCAGCCAAUCGUCGAGCACAUCCCGGGUACCACUGAGCGGUAGGAAAGCAGGCACCAUUCCUGACUACACUGUCGUGCAGUUCUUCAUCACCGAUGAUGAUCUGAACAGCAUCAAGCGUGACCUGACCGUGGCCCACAAUGUGACAAACACCUACAUCUCAUUCACCAGCGGCAUGCUACAGGACAUGAACUUCAACAAUGUGCUGCAACGCCCCAUUGCUUUAGCCCUGAUGACUAGCAACUUCACUGAGGACAAGACCGCUCCGGAGCUUGUUGCCUUCGACUUUGAUCUGCUGCGUGGAUUUGUGCACAUGGACUUUUCGGAGACGGUGCGCGGACACACUCUGAACAUUGUGCAGAUCACGUUUGUUAACAACGCAACAGUCACGACGGAAUCGUACACGAUCGCCGUGCCACGACCUCUGCCCCGCGACGGCACUCGGCUGAGCGUGCGACUGGCUCCGGACGAUCUCAACGCCAUCAAGGCAAAGCGACUGCUUCUCACGCACGAGAACUCGACGUACCUGCAAACACCCGCCGGUUUGGUGCACGACAUGAACAAUAAUUCCAUGCAGCCACUGUUUCCCGGUAUGAAGGUGAGGCAGUUCACUCCGGACACCGCUCCGCCGUACCUGAGCGAGUGGGAGAUGGACAUGGAUCACCCUGCCGAGCUGCGCUUAAACUUCACCGAGACCGUCGACAAGGACAGCUUCAGGGUUGACGAGCUCUACUUAGUCAGCGGUGACCAGGGUAGGACGUCAGCAUCCGUUGUCAAUCUCACUACGGCCGGCAUGAGUAGGCUAGUGACGGACGAGGACACGCCAAGUCUGGUGGUGUCGCUGGGUUUCGGCGAUUCAAGCCACGUCAAGCAGCUCACCGAGCUGUGCACGCAGACCGACAACUGCUACAUUUCAUUUAACACGACGCUGGUAACGGACACGAGUGGCAAUGCGGUCGGCGAGAUAUUCUCCCGGCAAGCCAGGGACUUCAUCCCGGACACGACGCCACCGACUCUGGAGCGCUUUGUUGUGAACAUGAACAGCCUGAACAUUACGCUCUGGUUUAGCGAGAUCGUCAACUCUACGUCAUUCUCAGUGGAGUACAUCACACUUCAGAACGAGAGUGACUUCUCCACCACCAAGCAGCACUUGCAGCUGACCAGCGGAAUGGUUGAUCAGACAAACGAGCUCUUCGUCGAUGUCUCCUUCGUGGAGGAUGAUGCCAAUGAACUGAAACGCCUAGCCAUGCUCUCCACAGAGCCCGGAAACACGUUUGUAUCUCUCACGAACUUCACAGUUGAAGACAUGGCCGGUAAUGAUGUUGUCGUGGUGCCUCAGUCCAAUGCCACGCGUGCUUCGCUGGUCAUACCGGACACUACGUCUCCAUCGCUGGAGUGGUACAACGUAUCCAUCGACGCUGGCACACUGUAUCUGUCCUUUGACGAGACCAUCAACGCCACGUCGUUCAUGCCGCGGCAAAUCCUGCUGCAGAACACCAGCAACUCCACCGAAGCUACUUCCGCUAAUUACCGUCUGACUGGUGGUGAUUGGCAGAUGGUGGACGCCACCUGGAUCCGUCUCGUCUUCAGCGUCGACGAUUUGAACAGCAUCAAGCGCAUGCGCGGCCUGGCAUCCGAUGGCAAUGGCAGCAACACCUAUCUUGCUUUCAGCGGCAGCUUGGUUCACGAUAUGAACAUGAACAGCAUCAAUCCAAUCUCCGUGACCAAUGCACGCCGUGUGCACUCCAUCCAGCUGGACAGCACCUCUCCGCAGCUAGUCGAGUGGGCGCUACACAUGGACGACGAGCAGCUUCUGCUGACCUUCGACGAGACCAUGGAUCGGUUUACGCUGAACAUCAGCGCCGUCACUCUGAUUGGCCUUUCCAGCAAUCUGACAUUGUCAGGUGGCUACACUCCGUCAUCGGAUAACACAACCGUUGUCGUCCAGCUCACCAUCGCGGACAUGAAUGAAAUCAAGCUGCAGCGCGAUCUGUGCUCUACACCGCUCAACUGCUACCUUCACCUGGACUCCAGCGUUCUGCUGGAUAUGAACGACAACAUGGUCAACUUCCCGAACGCGUUUGAAACCGUGGACGUGUUCACGUCGGACCAGCGCUCGCCACAGCUAGUCUACUAUGACCUGGACAUGAACACGCACGCGCUCGUGCUGGUCUUCAACGAGACCAUACACACGGGUAGCCUGGACGUGACGCAGCUAUCGCUGCAGUCCGCUUCCAACCGCACCACUGCUGUUCGCUUCCACGACAUCCUGACCGGCCAGUACAGCACGGACGACGGAACUGAAAUCUUGAUACAGCUCAGCGACCAGGACACAAACCUACUGAAGAAGUAUACUGACCUGGUCGUCAGCAACACCAGUACCUAUCUCAGCCUGACCCAGCAGGCUAUCAACGACACAAACGUGAACCCUAUCACAGCCGUGCAAGCCGACACAGCCAAGAGAGUGCGCCUGUUCACCGAAGAUCGCGUUGCACCGGAGCUGCAAAGCUUUGACCUAGACCUGACGCUGGAAACGCUGACCUUCACGUUUGACGAGACCGUUUUCGUCAAUUCCGUGGACCCACAGCAGCUGACGUUCAUCUCGGACGAGAACUGUAGCUCAAAGUACACAUUACAAUUCAGUCGUACCCGAGUCAUGUCUAAUUGGACGGACUUUGUCAUUGAUCUAGACACUGCUGACCUGAAUGAAAUCAAGCGGCUGACAUCACUGGCCAUGGAAAGGGCAACUACCUUCUUGCUCUAUUCGACAACAUUCCUAACAGACAUGAACAGUAACGCUAUCAAUACGGUGAUCUCUCCAUCGCAAUGUGCUGGUCUGGCUGGUGGCAUUGCUCAGGUGCGGAACUUCACGGCCGAUUUCGUUCGGCCCAAGCUCCGGUUCUUUGACCUCGACAUGGACGCAGCCGGUCUGGUCACGCUGGAGUUUGACGAGACUGUGAUGGCGGCGUCGCUGAACGUCACUGCUCUUGUGUUCCAGGGACAGGUAAAUGACAGUGCGGUGAGUCAUCGCAUCACGUCCGGUGUCACUUCCGAGCUGAACAGCACCGUACUGACAUUCGUACCCAGUCACGCCGACAUGAACGAACUCAAGCGUAUCCGCCAGCUGGUCGACAGCGAAAACGACACGUUUGUCUCCAUCGAUGCCUACCUGGUGAUGGACAUGAAUGGGAACGCUGUGGAUCAGGUGAAUUCAUCCGACGCUCUGCGUGUACGUAACUACACAGCGGACACAACACAUCCGCGACUGGAACGCUUCACGCUAGACAUGGACGGCGGCGUGCACAUCCUGUUCGAGUUCAGCGAGACCGUCGCCGUCGACUUGCUCACGGCUCAGCAUCUCACGCUGCGCAACGCCAACAACUCGGAUGAUGUCAGCGAGACAUUCAACUUCACCUCCGCAACGCAGCCCGUUGCAUCGGCCACCGACGGUACGGUUGUUAACGUCAGCGUGGCUCUCGCCGACAGCAACCGAAUCAAGCAACUGACAGCGUUGGCAACCAACACCACCGACUCGUUCUUCGUCUACAGCAGCCAGUUCAUCCGGGAUAUGAACAGGAACAGUAUCGUUGCGGAAACCCAGGGACAGCAGGCAUACAUGUACGAUGACGAUAAGACUUGGCCAGUGCUGGUCGCGUUCGACAUCGACAUGAACAACCGCACGCUGCAGCUGCACUUCUCCGAGACCGUGCAGCGCACGUCACUGCAAGUCACCGAGAUCACACUGCAGCGCAACACCACUAGUCACGGCGAUCACAUUACACUCGGCGUGCACUCCGUCAGUACUGACCCGGACUUCCAUCGCCUGAUCGUGCAUCUCAGCGAUUACGACAUCAACGACUUGAACCGCCGCCCGGAGCUCUUCAUCGACUCGGCGAGCAGCUACCUGACCUGGUCAUCAGGCAUGGUUAUGGACAUGAACACAAACCCGGUGGUAGCGCGGCGUGACGGCAAUGCCCUCGAAGUCACACAGUACACUGAGGAUCGCACUGCACCGCGCCUGGUGAACUUCACCGUCGACCUGGAUCGGCACGAGAUCACGGUGUUCUUUGACGAGGUGGUGCGCCUCAGUACGAUCCUGUUCCCACGUUUCCUGCUGUUGCAGUCGACCGCAGCCCUGCCCGGCGCACCGCAGUACUACCUGAAGAGUGGAAAUACAACCGUCGACUACAGUGAAGUGUUCACUAUCCACCUGGCCAGAUCUGAAGUCAACGACAUCAAGCUGCUGGAGUAUCUGUACACGAACUCGUCGGACACUGUAUUGCGCGUGGAAGCUGGCGCUAUUGACGACAUGCACAACAACUCCGCUGAUCAGGUCACCAUCCCCGUCACCGGUACUGUCGUUGAAGCCGACGCGCCCAAACUGGAGAGCUUUGCAGUGGACUGGACAAACGGCACAGUCACGCUCAACUUUGACGAGCCAGUGCGCCCCGACACUCUCAACUUCUCUGCCAUCGUCCUGUAUAGCAACGGUGAUGAUGUGAAUGCGUCCUGGUAUCAGCUCACGGACGGCUUCACGGACAGUCCAAACGGCCUGCAGGUCGUGGUUAACAUCACCUACACGGACUUCAACAGCAUCAAGGUGGACGAGACGCUGUACCGCUCUCGGGAUACCAGCUACCUGCGCAUGCACGCCGGUGCCAUUGCCGACAUGGUCUACAACCCCAGCGCGCAAACUCCCAUACGCCAGGCGUCGUCGUAUGUCAACGACACUCGCCGUCCAACCCUGGUCAACUACGCUCUGGACAUGAACAGUGGUGAGAUGCAUUUGACGUUCCUGGAGACUAUUGAACUAGCCAGUGUUCGUGUGACCGAGUUCUCUCUUCAGACACAGUCCAACAUCAGCCAAGCUGAGGUGCUAAAAGCCCGUCAUCAGCUCACCGGAGGAUCGGCGCUGAACACAUUCGACCGUGCUUCACGGCAGAACACACGCUUCGUCACCGUCGACUUCACUCUAGAUGACCUGAAUGACAUCAAGGUCAAGGGCAUUGGCAAGUCUGUGGACACAUCGUGGCUACUGAUGACCAAGGAAGCUGUCAAGGACAUGCAUGCCUUGCAAGCCGUGCCGCUGAUGAACGGUAUCAAUGCCAUGCAGCCCAGUCACUUUGUCAACGAUUCCACGCGGCCACAGCUCAACAGCUGGAAUAUCUCCAUGGAUGUGCCCAGCCUGACGCUGUCCUUCUCCGAAUCGGUCGACUCGUUUAGUCUGAAUGUUGAACGGGUCUCACUGCAGAGUGCAAACUCUACACCCGCCUUUGUGUUCAACAUCACCCAGUUUAGUUCACUACGCUCCACCAGUGGACCGGUACAGGUGAUCCGCAUCAGCAACGUUGACGCCAACGUCAUCAAGAACCUCGACGGCCUCGCAACGAUGCUCGGCAACUCCUUCCUGUCGAUAGCGUCCAACUUUGUGACCGACACGGUCGGCAACCCCGUUGUGCCAGUGCGGCCGACUGCUGCACAGCAGGCGGUGAAUCAUGAGAGAGACUCGACGCCGCCACGCCUGGACUCCUUCACUCUGGACAUGGAUGGCGCGGUGACGCUGACACUACAGUUCAGCGAGAGCGUGAACGUGUCCAGUCUACAAUCAUCACAGCUGGUACUGCAGAGCGAGGUUGACGAGGAAAACAUGACGACGGCGCUGUUGUUCCAAUCCGUGCGCUUCACCAACGCGUACGUCACCUCUGCGAGUCUGAACUUCCCCACGAUUGUGCUGGAUGUGGCCAAGAACGAUUCGGAUCGUGUGAAAGUAUUGCGACAGCUGGCGGUCUCCUCGGAUUCAUCUCAUCUCUCCUGGUCGUCGCAGUUCAUCUCCGACAUGGCCGGCAACCCGGUCAUUGAACGGAAUCAGACGGCCGGCCUGCCAGCCCGGAUGUUCUAUAACGACACGACGCCACCGUACCUGCUCAACUUCACGCUAGACCUGGACAGCAACGACCUGGUGAUGACGUUCAGCGAGGCAGUGAAGAUCAAUGACACACUGGACGUGACGCAGCUGCAGUUGCAGAACGCCGAGACGGAGGCCGUCGACAAUCUCACAAAGCACAGCCUGUACUCACCUCUGCUCGUCGCACCCGAUGGCAGCGUGUCGACGGAUGCGGAUGCAUGCGUUGUGCGUGUUCAGCUGGGUGAUGCCGACGUCAACGAGCUCACCUAUCGACGGCGUCUGGCCACCGGCUCCGCCAACACAUUCCUGUCACACACGUCCGAUCUUGUACGUGAUAUGAACGAUAACAACGUGGUGGAGAUCAACGCCACCGCUGCAAUGCUGACUGAGGAUUACACAGCCGACGAAACACGACCGGCUUUGCUCAGCUGGGAGCUCAGCAUGGAUGGCACACCUCCCCUGUUGACGCUCAACUUUGGUGAAGUGGUUGAAUCUUCGUCGCUGAAUAUAACGCAGCUCAGCAUACUGAACUCACCGAUUGCUAAUGAUUCGUAUCACAGUCGGCCCUACACACUCACUCCGGUAUCCUUCACGCGCAGCGACGAUGGCAUCUCACUUGUCAUCGAGAUCGGUGCGGUUGAUCGCAAUGAGAUCAAGCGACGCCGUCAGCUGGCCAUUGACAACAGCACAAGCUAUCUUUCGAUGACGUCGCUGAGCGUGGUCGAUAUGAACAACAACACACUGGUACCAGUCAACGCAACUGCGGUGGAUGCUUACACAGCGGACACCACACGGCCGGUCAUGACCAACUUCACCAUCGACAUGGACGACGGCAGCAUGCUGAUGACGUUCGACGAGACGGUGCAAGCGCUCACGCUGCGCUCAACCUACCUGACGCUACAGGACAGCAUGACGUCAGCCAACACCAGCCAACACAACAUCACCGGUGGAGAUUGGACGCAGAGCGAUGGCACGGUGCUGCGACUGCAGUUCACGAUCUCCGAUCUCAACGCGCUCAAGCGCAAGGUCAUCUGCCGCGCGACGUCCGACUGUUUCAUUCUGCACCGCUUCAUGACGGUGGUGGAUAUGUCCGGCAACGAGAUUGCGCUGCGUGAGGACGGCGAUGGUCUACAGGCAGCGGGCCACCAGCCAGACAUCACACGCCCUCGCCUGACCUCGUUCACUGCCAACAUGUCGGCAGGAGUUCUCUGGUUGACGUACGACGAGACAGUGAACGCCAGCAGCCUUGCAGCCAGCGAGAUCCAACUGCAGGACUUCUUCAAAGCAGUAAACUUCUACAAGCUGACGGGCACUGGUGUUCGGCAGCAGAAUGACGACACGGUCAUCCGACUGGAGUUCUCCUGGGAUGACUUGAACAACAUCAAGCUUGAUCGCAACAUCUACACAUUCCAGCCCAACGCCUGGCUGACGUUCAGUGCUCUCUCGAUCGCCGACAUGGCCCUUGCUGCCAACCCGGUGGUGCCUGUGAUGGACGGCGCAAGCUUCGGCAGUGCACAGUAUGCCCAGCAGUUCACUGGUGAUCUAGUACCGCCCGUACUGUGGGACUUUGACUUGAACCUGAACAAUCACACUCUGACGCUGUACUUCAGCGAAACGGUGGACGUCGACACGUUCAAGAUGACCGAACUGCUUCUGCAGAACGAUGCAGCGCUGGUCGACCCGGCCGCCAGCUACCGCCUAACGCCCGGCGCUCUGCCCUGGUCCAGCCGUCUGCGCAGUACCGACGGUCCGACUCUUGUCAUCGACCUUGGCCAGACGGACACGGACAACAUCAAGAUCAUGACACGGCUGGCAAGCAAUGAAAACAACACAUACGUCAGUCUGACAUCUCGGCUGGUGUCCGACACUGCACGCAACCCGAUCGACGUCAUACCAACGACAGAUGCCAAGCAGGUCAGGAUGUUUACCGAAGACCGUGUUGCUCCACGCCUGCUGUCGUUUGACCUGGAUAUGGACGGUCUCCCGCAGCUUACGCUCACAUUCUCCGAAGCUGUGGACUCGGAGACUCUGGAUGUUUCCGAAGUGUACAUUCAGUCGGCAUCGGACCUUCUUGCGCCGCACACAACUCUCUCGUUCAUCGCUGGUCCACUGCCAACAUUCACCAUGACUGCUAGUCCCGACGGCAGAAUCCUGCUGAUUGAUAUCGGCACUGACGACAGCAACGCCAUCAAGAAAGAUCGCCGCCUCGCCACACGCAACACCACCACGUUCCUGUCGCUCAGCGAGUUUGCUAUCACUGACAUGAACAACAACAGCGUGGAGGCGAUCGGCAGCACGGCUGCAAUGAACGUGACACAGUACACGGCCGACACGACAUCUCCACGCUUGCUCACCUACAGCCUGAACAUGUCAAGCGACGUGCUUUCGCUGACGUGGGACGAGACCGUGCGCGUUGACACACUGCUGGCCUCCGACAUCACCAUCCAGUACUCGGCGUACACCAAUCUACCGUCCAUCAUUCUCGUACACAGGCUGAGAGAUGGGUCGAGUCGACGACUGGCCGACGCAAACCGUACUUACGUCGAUUCCACCGUAGUCCAGGUCUACCCCAGUUCCAGUGACAUGAACGACAUCAAACGCCUCGCGGACCUCGCCACGCAGGAGAACAACACGUACAUCACGUUCAGCUCGGCUCUGCUGAGUGACAUGAGCGGCAACGAAGCGGCGCCCAUCGAUAACGGAGAAGGCAGGCGUGUCACAGCGUUCUACCCUGAUCUCGUGGAGCCGUACCUGUCGUCGUUCAGCAUCGACAUGAACUCUGGCCUGCUGCGGCUGGUGUUCAACGAAACUGUCAACGCGUCAACUCUCGUCGUCGAGCAGAUCACACUGCAAGCAGGUGCUCGCAGCUUCAUGGGACGCGAGCGUCAGCUGACACCGCGGUCACGUGAUAUCCAUGGCAACGACAGCACCGACAUCACCAUCCAGCUGGACAUCACCGACCUGAACACGAUGAAGAGCAUCGGCGGACUUGCGCAACACCUGCACGACACGUACAUCAGCGUCACACAACGCCUGCUCACGGACAUGAACUCCAACAGGCUGCAGGCAGUCCGGGACGGUAUGGCACGGCAGGCCGUUGCGUUCACUCCCGACACCACCAGUCCGAAUUUGGUGAGCUUCGAUGUGGAUCUGAUCAUUGGUAUGAUCGUAGUGACGUUCGACGAGCCCGUCAACAGCAGCUUUGUUGAUUUCACGGCCAUCACAAUCCAGAAUGCGCUGAACGCCACCGAGAGUCACACGCUGUCGGCAGACUGCGACGUGGAGUCGGUUACGAACCUCAGCAUGGUGCUCACUCUCAACCUGUCACUCGCUGAUCUGAUUGUGCUGCGUCGCAGCAACAACUUGUCCACAGCCAUAGACACAACAUACAUGACUAUCACUGCCCAGGCAUUCCAGGAUACGGCCACCACACCGCAAGAUGUUGUGCCACUUGAGGACGGCGUCAGUGCUCUGCAAGUUCGCUCGUUUGUUCACUAUCCCACGCCUGUCUUCACGCAGGUGCGACCGGUCGCAGGCCGAUCUACAGGCAACACUCUGCUCACGAUCAGUGGUGGUAACUUCGGUCCUCGCCCAGGCGUGCUCGGAGCAAGACUGGUGGACGCGUUCAUCGACUCCCAGCUCUGCUUGACGCCCGAGGUGAUGACUGACAACGUCACGCUGGAGUGUGUUUCCCCGGCAGCUCGUGCUGGACGAACAGGUCAACUGCUGCCGAUCAGGCUACGCGUGGACGACAGCUCGCUGGUUGUGGAUGCUCUGGAUGUGUUCACGUACCUCGAUGCACCUGUAAUCCGCCGUGUUUUCCCUAACGUGGGCACGGUCAACGGGGACACGCUCGUCACUCUUUUCGGCGAGAAUUUCGGACCGUCGUCGCAGUCCGGCGAAGGUCCCAAUGUGUCGGUGACCAUCGGUGGUUUGUCUUGCACGGAGGCUAAUGUCACAACGCCGCUCUAUCCACUGAAUGCAUCGCAGCUGACGUGUCGCACGCCCCCAUUGAGCGUCCCCGGCCUUCACGAUGUCAUCGUGACAGUUGACGAGGUCGACUUCACGCUGCGCAACGCUUUCAGAUCCAUGGAUCCACCGACCGUGAGCGCCGUCUCACCACCAUCAACACAUCGCUACGACAACACCACCGUCAAUAUCACAGGCACUGCGUUCGGGCCGACCACAUCAUCGGGCCAUGGCCGUCCAUUGCGAAUCACACUGAACGGCGUACCAUGCCUGAAUCCCGUCAUACUCGUUACAGACACGCUGGUGCAGUGCACCGCCCAACCUGCCCUGGGACCCAGCAAUAUCACCAUCUUUGUUGACGAUGUCGCCUCCGAUCCCAGUGAUGUCGUCUUCUGGCAUUACGACGACGCGGGCCAGCUGAGCUUCUCCGAAGCGGUGUUCUUCGUGUCGGAAGAGGAGCUGAUCGGCAACGUAACCAUAGUGAGAGAGAAUGCGCCACUGUAUGCCAGUCCCGUCACCGUGACCAUCUUGGCACGCAACGGCUCAACGGCCGUCUCCGGCAAUCACUUUGUAACGGAGAACGUCACACUGACCAUGGAUGCGUUCGUCGACACACUCACCUACCCCGUGCAGAUCACGGCGCGGGCGUUUGAAGCCGAUCGCCUGCGCAAGGGACGCGACGACGACGUGAGCGUGGACGUGCGGCUGACCACCGUCACGGCGCGUCACGGCAAGGGAACCACGGGCCGCGGCAGCACCCUGCUGCGCAUCAAAGCCAUCUGUCAGAUAAUCACCUACUACUGUGUGGCAGACUGGACACCCAGCUCUGUGCUCUAUUACAGAACAGAUGAACUGCCAGCGGCAUAACAGCAUGAAACACACUUCCUUGACCCACCACAAUUGAUUUUGUACUGAAUAUCAUAUGGGCACAAGUUAUGCGAUCGAGUCCACCAACUAAAUCGCAUAACUUGUGCCCACAUUUUUCCACGUUACAAUUUUUUCCUUGAAUAUCAUUUGCUCAUAUUCUACUGUUGUUUUGAUUAUCUCUCACAUGUGUGCCAUUGCCCUUUGUAACCGUACAUUUCGUAAUGAUGUAGUAUGCAUGCUUAUAACUAGGAUUACAUUGACUCAACGUGGCAGCAUCACACUUGUGCAAGCUGCCGAGAAACACACACAACUGCGUUCGCUUCAUCUGCUUUUCAAUUCUUCUGCUCGCAGAAUGAUAGACUAUGCUUUAUUGUAGCUACUUGAGAACUUCUAAUAAGGUGCUUCUCUAAAGAUAUAAUGCUCCAUUUGCUCUUCAUUCUCUUGUAAGUUGCUCACACAGCGCUCAGCGGCGCUCAUCUAUGAUACCGUGCUUAGAUUUACCUGAGAGAAUACUUUUGUUGACAAAA